GCGAGAGGAUGAGAUGGCGAGUGGAACUGCGCGAGCCAGGUGCGGAGAAGGCGGGGCGCCGGGAGGCUCGGGGCGGGGCUUGGCGCAGGUGGGGGCGGGGCUUGGCGCAGGUGGGGUGUGGGGGGGUACACGGGCGCGCAAUGUCGGGGGUGGGGGUUGGAGAGAGGGAGAGCCGGGGAGGGCUGGCCUCCUUUUCCGGGUUGCGGGAGGCUAAGGUCGCCUGGCGCAGCUGGGUUGCUAAGCUGGAGGGGGGCGGGGGAGGAAGGACAGGUGAGCCGGGGGCGUGGCCAGGACAGGUGAGCCGGGAGGGGGCGCAGAGAGGCGGAGGGGAUCGUGCGCGACACUCCGCCGCCGACACCGGCCAGCGCAGGCACGCGCGCAAGAGAGAUCUCGGUACCUAUUGAAAAGUGUCCACGGAGCGUCCCGAGAACCCGGCCGGAAGGGGAAAAUAUUGGGGUGAGUCCGAUCCUCCGCGGCGGGGCGCCGAUCCUCCGGAGAUGGGGGUUCUGGGUCCCAAAACUGACCCUCACCAGGAAUUUGGAAACCCGCCCCCCAAAUUUCUCCUUCGAAACUUCCCCUCUGCUUCCCGGAGAUUUAAACGCACACGCGGGGACCCCGAGAGCAGAAGUCGAGCCCCACAUAGCAAGCUGCGUGGGGUGGCUGGGUGGGAAUUUCCUUAUGGCUCUUUUUCCUCCCCCCCCCCAUCUCAAAUCCUCCCCACUACCCCCCUCCCCCAUCACCUGCUUUCCCCAGAUCCCUUCUCUCCCCCCUCCCCCACUUCCCAAUAAGAGGUGAUGUUAGGACGCAAAAAGGCACGUUGGGGAUAAGAUCAGAGCAGGCGUGAGCCGUUUCCCUAUCCCAGUUUUUUAAAACCUGAUUUAGUCCGGGGGGAGGGCAAUCUUUUGGAAGUCACGCCCGUUUUUUCUCUCCCUGGCUCCAUACCAAUCAUUGGAGCCAAUGGUUUGUAUGGGUAUUUGUUUCUGUGGAUCGAGAGUUAUGUUUCGGGGGGGGGGGGUUCCCCUCUUUUGCGGGCAGAUUACUCCACCAUUCCAGGCCUUUUUGAGAGUGGAUCAACUCUGCCCCUCCUUUGACAGGUUCCCUGGUUACUCCCCCACCCCCUUCCUUCUUGAGUUUGAAGAUUCCCAGCUUGGGGGGCUAUUUUUACCAAUUGCUAAGCUUGUAGACGUCCAGCGCAUUGAAGGAUGGACUUAGGGGGUGCUAGGUUCGUAAAGGUUUCCUGGCAACGUGGCUGGUGCCAGGUCUGGGCCAUGGAGACAUCAGAGAGGUAGGGAUCCUCUCUACUGUUUAUCCUUUGCCCUCUCUGUGCCGUGGGUUGGCACUGCCCUGGCAUAAACUGUGGGCAUGUUUGUGUGUGUCAUUUUUUCCCCAUCAUAUGCCACCUGCACCCCCUUGUCACAAAAUCUUCUUGUCCAGGCAGGUAUUGACUCUUUGCCAGGGGUGGGCAGCGUGUGCCCGCCAAAAAGGCGUCGUUCAAAUAAUGGUGGAGCCGGUUUUAAUUGUUGGAGCUGUUAGGUUUGAAUAGGGGUGAGACAUGACCGUGGCUUGUCGUCGUCCUCGUAUGAGCUGGGGAUGGUGCUAAGGGCAGGUGGGCAUGGUUGGAGGAGAGCGGGCAGUGCCCCACUAGUGCCCAGUUGCUGGACUGUAACCUGGGGAGGGACUUUAUUAGGACAAGAGGUUCCUUGUUAGCUAGAGUUGCUGUCAGGCUUGUGUCUUACCUUUCGGUUGCGGCAGGAUUCCUUGCUUCCGUAGGGCGGACCCCAAAUACCAUACCCCACUGAAGCUAAGACCCAGCCAUUCUUGUGAGCAAGAAGGAGCAGGGGUGGCAUCUGUGACUUCAGCGCUGCCAGGGAGGGAGGGGCCCAACUGGGAUCUCGUCCCAUGUGCAUCCCCGCUUCCCACUCUCGUACCACCCGCAAGCAGGGAAUGGAUGGCAAGUGAGCAGAAAGCUGUUUUGCCCGCUUGGCACACGGGCAUUGAAAGCAGGCCUUGUCUCAAAUGCAGAAGUGCCCUUUGGCAUCCAAAGGGUAUGAUUCUUAAGGUGCCCGUUUUGCUUGGGUGCUGUGUUAAUAAGAACUGAGUGGGUGACUUCUUUUUUCUUCCCUUUUCCCUUUGGGCAAACUUUACUACUUGGACUCUGCCCUCCAAGUUCCACCCAGCCCCACUGAUUACCCUUCCCUCCCUUACAGGGCUGUGUCUAUAGGUGUGCUCACCUUGGCAAGCCUGGCAGCAGCCUGCGAGUUUCCUACAGGCAACUGUUUGGCCGUUGUGAGAACAGAAUCCUGGACUAGAUGGGCCAUUAUGUCUGAUCCGGCAGCCGGCUUCCUCUUCUGUUCUUAUUGGGAGCCUUGAUUCUUGGGGUGGGACUUUUGCUCGGGAUUUCGCCUGACCUUUCAGCUCUCCCCACCCUCCGCCGUGUCCCGAAACAAGUUUGUAAAGUUCUCCACUUUCAGUGGAAUGAAAUGCAGCUUAUGGUCCAGACGGUAAAAAAAGCAAUAUUAUUGGUAGCACUACAAAGAAAGUGCUUCACACAUGUUAAAUACUUCUUACUUUUAGGAAGUCUGCUUAACAUCAAAGUCGAUGAGUGAGAGUUACAAGGACGGGGAGAAAAAGAAAGGCAAGCAUGAUAAUUUGAAUCAAAUAAAUAUUUUAUUUUAUUUUCAAGUACAUAUAUAUUUUUAAUGGCUCACCCAGUAAAACUUUCAAAUCGAUCGUGAUAUGACAAUGGAAGAUUCCUUAGUUACGUAUUUUAAACUAAGGAAUCUCCCGUCAUAGCUGUGGUGGUUUCCGAGCCUGACAGAGUUGAUCCUUGAAAACAGCCCUUUCCCACUUUGGUUUCUUGCAAAUACAGCCCAUGAGAAAGAGACAUCAUCCUCUGCCCCUUGACAAUAAAACUAUUCCAUCCGUCUUAUUUCAGCGUACAGAAUAAUAUAGACGGUCCAGAUGGCCAAACGGGUCUGAUUGAUAUGACUGAUGAAUAUAAGCUGUUAUGUUCCAAUGUAGAAAUGUCCUUUUUGUUGACUGGCAAUCUCUCCUAGGCUGGUGAGUCAGGUUAAUGACCCAGAUUAGCAACUGGGAAUCCAGAAAUUGGAAGUGGUGGUUAUUCCUGGAGACUUAACGCAGGGUGUGAUCUUGCCUGUGUGGCAUCAGAAUUUUGUGGGGUCUUUGACAGUUGUGUGUGUGUGUGUGUGUGGAUCCGACGUUCUCUUCUCCCUUAUCACAACAUCUUAAUACUUUUUAAAACAUCAUUGAAAUAUGGAUAGCUCAGUGGUAGUGUAUCUACUUUGCAUGGAGAAGGUAUUGGGUUCAGUUCUUUGGCGUCUCCACUGCUUACCAGUGUUUUCCAAACUUGGGUCCCCAGCUGUUUUUGGACUACAACUCCCAUCACCCCCAGCUAGCAGGACCAGUGGUCAGGGAUGAUGGGAAUUGUAGUCUAAAAAAAAUAGUGGGAGACCCAAGUUUGGGAAACCCUGGUGUACAGAACUGGAUGUACCAAAGGCCGUUUGCUAUGUUCCUAUAAGUCUCUGCUUCUUAUGCCGGCUGGGAGGUCCCUCCCCAAGCUAGAUUAUUUUAUCACUCUGAUUUUGACUUCUGUGUUUAUAUUAUCCUGUCUAAGUAUAUAUAUUGUGAUUUCUGUUUCACAAAUAGGAUGCUCUUAAUUGUUCUAAAUGCUUCAGUUGGACACUGCCCAGAAAACCAGAGAACAAGUGGUGAGCCGUAUCCAACUAAGUUAUACUCAAAGUAGACCCACUGGCCCAGUUAAUCAUAUCCAUUCGUUUCGCUGUGUCUACUCUAGAUAUGAUUAAGCUUGGAUGUGACCUGUAACCAGCCGUUCCGUCUCUGCGUUCUGUCCUCCGCACCCACACAACACUCACUGCCCCAGUCGGGAUGUGGGUCACGUCCAUACCAUACAUUUAAAGCACCCUUAUGCCCCUCUUCCCCCCUGCCCCAAAGGAUCCUGGGAACCGUCAAGGGAAUUGUAGCUUUGUGAAGGUGGGAACCACAGUUCCUAGGAUUGACAGCCAAUCCUGCUUCCCAGGGAGCCCUGAGAGUUGUAUAUCUGUGAGGGCAAAGAGCCGAACAACUCUGCCCCCUGAGCAAACUACAGUUCCCAAGAUUAACAAGCAAUCUCCCUUCCCAGGGAACUCUGGGAACUGUAGCUCAGUGACCGAAUGACUUCCAGCCCCCUUAGCAAGCUACGGUUUCCCAGGAUUCUUUGGGGGAGGCAGCCAUGGCUGCUGAAGUAAUAAUCAUCAUCAUUUAUUGUUUGUACCCCGCCCAUCUGGCACGGGAGUAUGGAUCGUAAGCUCUUCUCGUGUGUAAAGGUGGACACACAGUUCUUUGCCCACCUGCGUGCCGGAGGAAGAAGGUUCCCGGAGGCGGGCUGCGAGGCGAGCCAGCCUCACCCGCCUGUUUGCGCCGACCCACCUCCCUGAGGGCUCUGAACCGGCAGCGCAAGGGUGAGCAAGGUGGGGAGGCAGCUAAGAAUACACCUGCGCCAUGUCCCCAGGUGUCCUCCUCAUGUGCUGGAGGUGGGGGAAGGGGGGGCUUGUGAGGCAACAAAGUGGAUUGUCGGUUGGUGUGUGUGUGUGUGUAUGGGGAAGAGCAAUAAAUAGCAGGCAAGGACGUGAGGGCGACUGAGAAGGUAAAUGCUCGGAUUAAGGCAUCCCAAAAUUAAACCGAGCCCCCCAGCACCUCUUCGGCAGCCAGUCUUGGUUUUAACUCUCCCUUCUCAGUUUUGUUUGUUUGUUUGUUUGGUAAGAUUUGUGUACCGCUCGAUGGUUUUUUAAAAAAGAAAAAGCCUCUAAACGGUUUACAAAAACAGUUAAAUGAUUGAGAAGACCGAUUAACGACAAUGAUUUAAAACAUUAAAAAAAUUAAAUUAGAAUGACGGAACGCUGGGUGGUAUUCAGCUAUGCUUCGUCCAUUAAAAGUGAUAUGCGUGAUUAAGGCUCAUUAAUUUCAGUGGGUGCUUGUGAGAAAAACGUAACUGAAUGUCACUAGCUUUUUCGUGAUGAUGGUGUUUUGUGCUGGCUGGUUAGCCUUUCCUCUGAGCAUGUGUGGAGUAUCAGAUGCUUAUUUGCCUCAGCCACCAGCCUGUUCGUGUGCGAAGAUGUGCACCUAAUAAACACAACUAAGCAGAUAAAAUUGCCACCAAUAUAUGAGAAUAUUCUGUUGCCACCAGCUCACUUGUAGGGUAUUUUGCUGUAAAGUCCUCAGUUCAUUUGCAUGCAUUAAGUCGUUGAGGGAAAUGCAGAUUUUAAAAUGAACCUCAGAGCAUGCGCUGAGUUCCCUUCCUUUAUUCUCUGAUAAAGAGUGGGUGUCAACUAAGCAUGGUUUUGAAACAGCUGUGUUGAAACCCAGUUUUGCAGCUGCAUCACUGCUUAAGACUCACACUUAUUUUUUUUUCUAAUAAAAAGAAGAAAAAGCUCUGGGUUGUGGGAGGUGGGGGGUUACACUUUAGCCUAUUUCUGGCUCUGCUUUUCGCUUGGCUGGGUGGUCUCGUGGGUUGAGUCUUUGGGGACUCCUUUCCUGCUUCUCGCUCCUGCAGCCCAGGCAGAAAUUCAACAGGUGCAGCAUUCCUCUCCCCACCAACCCAUGUCCUUCCUGAAAGUUUUGCUUUUUCUCAAAAAAGGUGAAGUAUCUGGGUGUAAAUAUGACUGCAAAAAAAUUGAAAUUGUAUAAAGACAAUUACGAAAAGUUACGGAAGGAUAUCAAAAGAGAUUUGGAUAUCUGGACAAGGUUGAAAUUAUCUUUGUUGGGCCGAAUUUCAGCGGUAAAGAGGAAUGUAUUGCCUGUUAUUUUUGAAAGUUUUGCUUUUUCUAUCUGUUAAAAGUGUGUGGGGGGGAGGGUUGCUGGUGACCCCAAAUGCCAGGCAAGGAGGUCGGGGUUUCGGAGGCCCGAGGGACAGUCAGCAGUGCAACAGGGUCAGCCACAACGGCCGCCCGCUCUCCGGCUUGGCUCCUGGUUUCGGAGCCGUGGCCUAGUUGGGCCGGCUGCGCCAAACGUGGCUUGGUUGCCGUGGGAGCCUGGGCUGCUGCAGCAGCCAGCCUCCUCAGGGGGCGGCUGAUGAAACCACAGAGAAAUCUCCCUGCGUGUGCCGCGCCCUGUUCUCUGCUGGAGGUGCCCCCCUCCCUCGCCGCCCCAGGGUGGGGGACGACGCUGCCCCUGAGCUCCUCCGCGCUCCAUGGCAACCCUGCGUGGCACACAUCCCUGGCCCGGCUGCCGUAGCCCAGGCGAGGCCUGUAACAGGAGCCUGGCUUGGCAGGGGGAAACCUGCGACGAGCCGGGCGCGGUGCCAACCGGUUGGCACAGCCGAGCCGAGGGAGGGCCAGGAGGGUUCGCCCACCAACCUUUCCUUUUAUUUUUCCUGCAGCUUCCUUGGGAGCACCAAACAGUUUGCGUGCUGCUGGUGCUACCCCCCCUGCCCCCGCCCCUGCCACCAGUGCCAAGACGACUUGGCAAAGAAAAAAGUACUGGUGUGCCAGUUUGUGCCAAUGCGCUGGUGCCCAGUGCCCAGCUGAAGGAGGCGAUGGAAAGGCAAGGGGGAGAAUCCCGUUUGCUAGCUGAUAUUUGAGGGGGCGCUUGUGGAAAGUGGGUAUCCUCCCCGGCAACUGUUGGUAUGACUUGGCAAAGUUCCCCUCCCCGGGGUGGGGUGGAGUGGGGUGGGGGGAGAGAGCAGGUGACAAGUCGGAAGCAGAAGUGGGUCAGGCCUUGCCACUGUGCCGGGCAGGGAUCAGCGGGCACUGUUGCCGCAACCCUCCUGACUCUUCAGCUGCUCUUCCACCAGCCACAUGGGCACCGGAUGGGGUAAGAACUGGCGAGCCCAGGGUUGGGGGUUUUUUUUGGGGGGGAAGGAGGACUUUCUGCCUUUGGACUGCCCCCCAGGGGCUCCCACGAUCACUCUGUCUUGAUUUGUAGCCUUUAAACUUUUUAGACGAACCUCUAGUUGCCAUCUCCUCCGGGGUUUUUCUCGCUCUACCUCUGACACACCAAGUGGGAGGAUUCGAACUCCGAUCCGGGUGGCUGUUCCUGAUCAUUAGCGUGCAGAGUCAAUCAUCCCUGGCAUGAGAGGUGUCAGUGGCUGGGUGGUGGAGUGCCAGGGCGGGGGAACUAAAGGGCUUGCAGAUGCUUCUGGACUCCAUCUCCCAUGUUCCCCGACCAUUGGCCAUGCUGGCAGGGGCUGAUGGGAGUUGGAGUCCAACAUUGUUCGUUCCUCAUCCCUGCUUCCUCGUCCUCUGUAAAUGCAUUUGGUAUGGGUUCCCUGAUUGGCUGGGAUAUAUAAGAUGGGGUCAGGAAUCUGUGGCCCUCCAAAUGUCGGGUGCCCCCCCCCCGCUGCUACAGAUUAUUGCACCCCAUAGCCUUGUUCUUCAGGUCACGGCUGUGGGCACGGGUGGGGCAGAGAGGGUGUGUAUGCGAAAGAGAGAGUGUUUGCAUGGUUCCCUUUCCUUCCCAGGAAACUCACUGCUCCUUUUGGCUUGGCCUAAAUUGCCAAAUUAAUAUUCAUACAUAUACACAUCAGUUAACAGUGAUUGCGUGCGAGGCAGAUGGGAGCGGGCGCUAUAAUUCCCUGGUAUUCGAGGACGUGUGCAAAGGCAGUGUAGCGUGGAUGUGUGGCUUUUGGGGGUGGGGUGAUUGUCUCCCCCUCUCCACACACCAAUAUUUUGGCGUUCACCUGUGGUGCCCGGCUGUGCCCUGGUUCUAGACUAUGGGCACCCUUAGGACCGCACUGCAAGGGUGUGUAAAACAAAGGAGACAUGUGGCCCUCCAUUUUGUGGCUUUUGGGUGGCAAAGAAGCAGUCAGGGCUUCUCCCCCCCCCCCCCAAGAUUCUUGGGAUCAGUCGUUUGGGAAGGGUGCCAAGAAAUGUUAGGAAACCCAUAUUUCCCCUCAGAGCUACAUUUCCCCAAAUGGUUUAGCAAUUCUGAGAACUGUAGUUCUGUGAGGGGAAUAGAGGGCUUCUAAGAACUCCUUUAAAAAACUACAGUUCCCAGGCUGUCUUAGCAACCAACCAGGCCCCAGGCGCAAGCCCAGUUGCGACCACGUGGAGAUCUCUGGUUGCCGUUUUGGCGACUGGAGAAAGCAAAACGCCCCUUAUCUGAAAUAAUUUUCUUGAAGCUUGCAUUUGUUUUAUUCUGGAUUGUUUUAUUGGAUGCUUUCAAUGUAUUGUGAGCCACUUUGAGAUUUCUUCCCGAAACUGCAAAGUGGGAUAGAAAUGAAAUGAACGACAACAGUAAUAAUAAACCCCGUUGUAAAAGAAAAUGGCGCCGAGGUCUUCCGCUGUGGCGACCGCAACCCAGGUUGAUGGUGCUGUUUGGCCGUUAGAUUGUACAUGACACUGUUCCCAGGAUUCUUUGAAGGGAAGCUACAGCGGUUAAAGCGAUGUAAUUGUGGUUUAAACUGGACAUAGUGAGAGCGUGGCCUUUGUCGUGGGGUCAGGACUGGGACUCCCUUGCUGGGAAAAGGAGGCUUUGCUUGGGGCCUGGCUGAGUGUGCGCACUGUGCAAUUGUGGGUGGCUAUAAACUGUGGCCGUGGGUGGGACUCAGGGUUGGUAUAGGCCGUGGGAUUAGCAUUGCAGUUUUCCCUCUGGCUGGCUCAGCCGCUUGGAAUUGGAGAGAGGGGUGGUGGCGAGGUCAGGUCAGAUUUUAACUCUUGUGUGUGAGAGAGUGCCGGGGGGGCAGAAUCAUGGCCGUUUGGGGGGUGACUUUGUGAGGUGCUGGGGUGACAUUGUAGGUUGGGACGAGGGCUCUGUCUACUUCCCGCUCCACACCAGAAGUUGAGAAAAACAUGGGUGCCAAGUGGUCAAGGUGUUUUGGGUGCUUGUAUGGGGAAAGCCUUUAAAAACACCCAAAAUUUUUUGGGUGCUGGGUUUCAAAAGAUGUGGGGCUCUGGGGUUGGGUCCCCCCUCAGCGUUGUUUUGAAAGCACAGCUUGGUUGACUGAGAGCUCUGUCUCCUAUUCCCAGGCUGUGGUUACUCCUCAGUGUGGAAGGAACUCUUUACAUGCUCAGAGGCACUCUUGGUUGUUAUUUUUUGUGUCAGAGAAAAGUGCAUACCUGGCAUAGAAAAGGGUUCCUGGCCUAGAUUUAGUCCUAUAUAUAGUUGCUCCACCUGGAAGAAACCGCUUGAGACUUCCUGUUCCUCCAAACUUUGGAGGAACUUAUAUGGAGGCACUUUUGACCUUAUUCCUGUGUCCUGGGUGGGAGUCAGUCUCACCUUUUCUCCUGGCAUGAGGUGAAUUGCUUUCUAACAGCAGUGUAACGGGCAGAAAUCCAACAGGUGAACUUUCCCCAUCCCAGGCAAGGACGUGUGGUGAUAAGGAUAGCUUCGCCUGUGGGAUGCCUGCCUGAGAUGCCACCGUCUGAGCCCCAAAGAGCUCAGCCCUAAAAGAGUUGGCAGUCUUGCAGUGGGACGGUCACACUUGCCUUGGCACUGCCCACUAGCAAUGCCCAAGUCUAACUUUGAGGAAUUGGGGGCACUACCAAUCUCCCCCCCACACACUGCAGUAGGUAAAUAUAUAUUAUUUUUAAGUAGGUUUCCACUAUUCCCCCCCCCAAAAGAAAUGCAAAACAGGGGUGCCAGUUUCUCAAACUGUGGUCUGUGGACCAUUCUUGGCUCAAUAGCUUUAUCCAGAUGUUUGCAUUAACGAUUCUUGCUUUUUAAAAUUGUUUUUGAUUCCUUUUUCUUUUUUCUUCUUAUAUUGUGUUUUCUCGUUUCACAAUGUGGAUGUCACGGAUUAAAAAAUACAAUGGAAAACAGUGCAUGACAAUUGCUACACCAGGUGGGGGAAAUCAUGGAGUGGUCGGCUGGAACCCUCAGCAAUUUUUUCCAGGGGUCUGUUUGGGUGGAUGAGGUUAGAGAGGAAUGUAUUUAUCUAUUUAUCUAUUUAUUUAGCCCAUCCUUGGAUGUAGCCAAGGGGGUGCAGGGGUAGCAGCUGCCCCCCUCUAAACCAAGUAAAUAAAUAGAAAUACUUAACUAACUGACCAAUUGCAUCGCAGGUAUCUCGGUUCUGUGCCCCCCCCCAAACAUAAAACCUUCUCGGCCCACUAAAAUAAAGCCAGGCUACGCCCAUGUCGCUAUCCCAGAUUCUUCUCCAAGGAGCUCAAAGUGGUCCCCGCCUCCUCAUUUAAUCCCCACAACAACCUUGCGAGGCGGAUUAGGCUGAGAAGUUCCAGCGUCGCACCCAGGGAGCUUCAGGGUCACGUGCGAAUUUGAACCUUGGUCCGACACACAAAUGUCUGUGUCUGUGAGGUAUGUGUGUAUGUGUGAAACAUCAAUCUAUUUUUCAGAAACAAACACAUGAGUCACCUUUGAAAUCUCCAUAUCAAACAUGUAAACGUUUACUUGCGAAGAAGUGAGAAUCCUUUUCCUUUAUAGCUGCAAACAUUCUGACCUCCCCCCCGCCCCCGAUAUUUAUUUGUUUAUUCAAAUUGAUAUACAUAGUUAUGGGUAUCCAAUUCCAGUUCUUCAUGGCCUCCCUUGUCCUUUUAUAGGAGCCUGUCAUCCCAGCUGACUUUUUUAUAUUGCAAUUUUAUGUCGUGAACAGCCCUGAAAUCUACAGGUACAGGGUGGCGUGCAGAUUUUCAUCGCAACUGCAAUUUUUGUAGUUUCCAGCUGCUCUGUGGAGAUGGGGGACUUGGGGGAGCUGCUGAACCUGAGGAUAUCUCCCCCCACCACCCCCUGCAACUGCUUCUAAGUCCUCGGACGCUUGUCUUUACUAUUCCAGAUGUUGAUGGACUCCAGCUCCCAUAAUUCCCUGGGGCUGCUUGGAGUUGGAGUCCAGCAGGGCUGUCUACCUUUGUCCUGCAGAGAUGCGCGCGACAACAGAGGCACAGGGUGUUGUUCCGAGCUGCCCCUUUCUGCACCCGGCUCAACGCCCACUCGGCAGCGGACCCCACCCAGCAGCCUCUCCCGAGUCCCACGGGGCCAAGUCCCACCCUGUAAUGUUCCCUGAAUGACUCCACCUUCUUCCUGCUUCUCUCCGAAGUCUCCUGGCUCGUGAAACGCUUUGCAAUCUCUCCCUCCAGCUGUGCCCGGAGCCUGCGGAUUGGGGUGGGGGAACCUUGGCCUGGUAGGACGAACCAGCCAACCUGCUGAAGGGGUUGCAUCAAGCGCGCUUCCUACUCGGAGUAGACCCCGCUGAAACGAAUGGCUAGAUUUCAGCGGGGUCUGCUUCGAGUGGGACUUAGCCAAGGUACGACCUCAAGGUGCUGGCUGGUCCCUCAGCCAGAAACCAGGGAAGUGGAGUGUUCCUCUGAGCAUGUGCAGAGAGUCUUCUGCUCUUUCUAACUGCCUGCAAUAGCAGGACAGCUAUAAUUUUUCUGGCCUCCUCCGGAAUGCAACACUGAAGGUCUUUGUGCACAAGAGGAAGAAAGGGGGAAAUACAUUUUUUUUUCUUUCUCUCUCCACCCCCUGGGGGGGGGAUGGCUUGUGGCCGGUCAAAUUUGUCCUUCCUGUUUCCUAGACUUGGGUUCUGUUUCACCAGAUCCUUCCUUUCUCUUCUCCUCCAGCCAUGCCUUCCGUUUUUCUCCUUGUGUGUUUUCCUUUUUUGAGAAGGGACAGAGGGGGUGACAGCAGAGCACGGCGCGUCUCGCUAAAGCUGCGCUGAUUUCUAUGCCCUUGCAAAACCCUCAAAUUAUUAUUUAUUUUAACUUAUUAGUUGGGUCCCUCCCCCUUUUUAUUACAAAAAAACCCCCUCAAAAGUGGCAAUAAACAACCAAUGCAUGUUAAAACCAGCAUAAAUCUAAAAUGGAAGAAACCUAAAAAAUUGUUCAUAUUUUUAAAAGGCAGAACUAAAACGUCCCACCCGCUGAAGGAGGCCACAGAUUAAAUGAAAGCCCAAAGGCUUGGCGGGAAAUAAAAGUUUUUGCCUUAUGCCUAAAGAUAAGUAGUGAUGGUGCCAGCCGAGCCUCUCUGGGGAGAGCGUUCCAGAAGCAGGGGACCACCACCAAAAAGGCCCCAUUCUUGUGUUGCCACCCUCCUGCUGGAAGGGGCACACAGAGAAAGGCCUCUGGAUCAGUCCAUGAAAAUCUCUGCUUUCCCCAACCACCUCUUUUUAAAAAUGUGUCUCUGCAAAACAGCCUAAGGUAUUCAGAUGGGGCCAAUAUCUCGUUGCUGCUGUCCUGAAGAUUGGCAGUGCCCACCCUUGGCACGCAAACCCAGGAAGCAGUCGAUUCUCUGCAAAGAGUUUUGGGGUGCCUGGAAGGGUGAGGUGGGGACCUGGUUUGAGGAGUAUGCAAGCCUCUUUGCUCAGACAGGCUCUCCUUGCCAGUGAUCGUGAUUCUGUCCUACCUGACAAGGGUUUUGUAAGGUCGCCUGGGGGCCUGAUCAGCCCCGAUAGCAGAACGAGGCGGUGAAAACAGGAAUAAUCCCACAGUGCUUGGAGAGCAGCUGGGAGUGUUGGGACAGAGCAAGUGUGCCACUUCAGGGUGCAGGUAUGUGGGGGGGGGGUGCAACUGUGGGAUUUGCCAUCCUCAUUUGCUCCUUGCGCCAGCCCUGUAAGGUAGGUCAGACAUCGGGUUCCAGGAAGUGAUUGCAAGAUUUGGGAAGAGCUGGAAAUUACAACUGGGAUGACACGUCCAAAUAAAAUUAUAAGGGAGGAAAUGACUAAAUGGAAGUCAACAAAUGUGUGUCUGUCUAUCUAUCUGUCUAUCCAUCUAUCUAUCUAUCUAUCUAUCAUCUAUCUAUCUCUCUAUCAUCUAUCUAUCUACACACACACAAACAUAGACACACCCCAGAUAAUAAGAGAUAAAGGGUCAGAAUGUUUGCCCUUUGGAAGGAAAAGAAUUUAAGCAUAUUUUCAUGUUUUUACAAGCAAACGUUUAAAUAUUUGGUAUUGAUGUUUUAGAGAUAAUUCAUCUAUUUAUUUAAGAAAAGAAGAUGGGUAUUUACCUUGCGUAUCAUUGGUUCCAAUUUUCCCCUCUCACCAAAUUCUAUGAAAAUUGCUUCGGGGGGGGGGGGUUCUUACUGGACCACUUUCUGAUUUUUGUUCCCGUUGCAGCAAUUGCAGAUUCUGCCUCUUUAACGGCAUUACAAAAUAUAAGAAAUAAACGAAGCGAUAAAAAAAACACAAUAUGGAUAUUUAAUGUGAUGAAAACACUGUCUCCUGUCUUUCACGACGUAGCCGAAGAACACCUGGAACGAAGCGUAGUUUGGGAGCCCCUGGUAUAGAUUUUUAAAGUCAAGAUAAAAUACAACGGAGGUGGUUUGUAGGAUGGCAUGAUGCGAGUAAUGAAGGCCACAUCAGGCUGCCUCUUUGAACACACAUGUCUUCCCCCAAAGAAUUCUGGGAGCUGUAGUUCAUUAGAGGUGCUUAGAGUUGUUAGGAGACACCCCUAUUCCCCUCCCAGAACUACAAUUCCCAAAGUGGUUCCGCAAUCAAUCCCUCUUCCCAGGGAACUCUGGGAAUUGUAGCUCUGGGAGAGGGUGGGGCCAGUUGCAAAAAGUGGUGCAACUAGCAUAGAUUUUACCUUUGUGAAAUAGACUUAUAUUCUAAGCACACAAAGUCCUAUACUCCCUGCUCUGUCCUCCAUUUCCAAGCAAGGAAGAGGCAUAUGUCAGAGUUCAAGAACAGCAAAAACCAGCAAGGAGGUUGCGCAGCAAGACUGGGGAGGGGCUUGGUGUGGGGAAGGAGGUGUAUGGGGAGAGUCCUAAGGGCCAGAGAGAAGCCCUGGAGGGCCAUCAUGGUGCCUGGGCCUGGGGCUCCCUACCCACUGCUUGACAACUCUUAUAUUUUACCUGGGACUGCAAAAAGAACUCUGUGUGUAGAUUCCCUGGCUGGCUCAAGCUGCUGCCAGCCAGUGCAAGCAAUAAGCCUGACAGACAGUGAAGUCAGUCACUAUCUCAGUCGGUAGAGCAUGAGACUCUUAAUCUCAGGGUUGUGAGUUCGAGUGCCACGUUGGGCAAAAUAUGUGACGCACUGGAUUGGACAGCCCUCGUGGUCCCACCUGACGCUACAAUUCUGUGCUGAUUCUAAGGCAGUGUUUCUUGGCUUUCCAGCUGUUUUCGGACUACAAUUCCCAUCAUCCCUGCCCGCCGGUCUUGCUAGCUAGGGGUGAUGGGAUUUGUAGUCCAAAAACAGCUAGAGACCCAAGGCUGGGAAACACCGUUCUAAGGCUUCUUCUUCUUGAAGUCAGCCCUUUAUUCAUAACCUUGAGGACGAGAAUCUUCAUUUUCUUUUUACGGGGAGGGCAGCAGCUCAUUGCUGUGUGCAAGGUCCCAGCCCCAGGUGGGAAAAUGGACCCCCCACACACACCUGAAACCUAGAAGAGCUGUUCCAGCUGCAGCAGCGCAGACCACCAGUCUUCUGCCGGGUGGGCCGGCCAUUUGAAAUUCCCCCUGGCAUGGAGAUAUUUCUGAUCAAAAAGCCCCAUAACACAGCAAGGUAUUGCAGCGUAAGAAUAUAAAAUGGGGACGGAAGCAGCGGCUUUAGAACCAGGAAAGCGAAGGCAACGGACUCUGUGUCUGGAUGAGGCCUGAGUCUAAGGCCAGGGUGGGGUCUCUUCUCUUAAUAACCACUUCUGGUUUGCAACAGAGAACGAGAGAGAGAGAGAGAGAGAGAGAGAGAGAGCCCUUGCGACAGCAGCUCCCACCCAGGCUGAGUCACGGGCCUCUCAGGAGGUCUCCCCCCCCCUCAUGGUACCACCCUGAACCCUCCUUGCCACACAAGGUGCCUGGGCCUCUCCCUUGCCUGCUUCGCCCUCCUUAUCUCCCUGCUUGCCUCACCUGGAUUUCCAGGAAGUGCAACGACCUGGCUGGUGCAACCAGAGUGGGGGGUGGCAGCUGGGGGAGGGAGGGGGGAAAGCUGCAUUGGGCAAAAGGACAGGGAGUGGUUGUACUGCCCGGCUUUCGUAGCUGCUUUUAAAAUGUCUUUCAAAAGAUUUUCACUGAGGCUGGGGUUGUGGACUGCAAGGACUGUCACUCCCCAGUAUGAACCUACGCGGGACCUUGAGAUCAUCCUCUGAGACCCUUCUCCAUGUUCCUCCUCCAUGAGAUGUUCUGAGUGUGGCAACAGGAGAACAGGGCCUUUUUUGCAGUGGCUCCCCGUUUAGCUCCAGGCAAAAAGCGUUCCUCUUCAACCAGGCCUUGGGUUGAUUGACAUCCAGUGCCCUUUAAAAUGUGUUUGUGGGAAGAGGGAUUGUUGGUUUGUUGUUGUUACUAGUUUUGUUAUGUGUUUUAUGUUGUCAUCUUGUAGUUUUACGUUGCAAACCGCUCUGUGAUCUUCAGAUGAAGGGCGGUUUAGCUCAUCAUCAUUACAGUGGUACCUCUGGUUAAGAAUUCAAUUUGUUCUGGAGGUCUGUUCUUAACCUGAAACUGUUCUUAACCUGAAGCCGCUGCGCCGCCAGGGCACGAUUUCUGUUCUCAUCCUGAAGCAAAGUUCUUAACCCGAGGUACUAUUUCUGGGUUAGCGGAGUCUGUAACCUGAAGCGUAUGUAACCUGAGGUACCACUGUAUCAUCAUAACAACAACAAUAAUAGAGCCUCCAGCUGCAGGAGUAGUGUACCCCUUGAAUAGCAGGUGGCUAUGGAAAAAACAGGAAGCUGUUGGCUAGCAGAGAGGAGUGGAGCAGAAUGCCGCAGCGAGACUCCUUACGGGGUCUUCGCCACGGGAUCACAUUCCCCCAGUGCUAUACCAGUUGCACUGGCUCCCGGUGGAGUACAGGAUCAGGUUUAAGGUGCUGGCUUUAACCUUUAAAGCCCUAUAUGGCCUAGGACCCUCGGGCCUAGGACCCUCGGACCUACGGGACCGCCUCUCCUGGUAUGUCCCACGGAGGACCUUAUGGUCUUCAAAUAAAAACAUAUUGGAGAUCCUGAGCCACAGGGAGGUUAGACUGGCCUCGACCAGAGCCAGGGCCUUUUCCACUGUGGCCCCAGCCUGGUGGAACGCUCUGUCACAAGAGACCAGGGCCCUGCGAGAUUUGGCAUCUUUCCGCAGGGCCUGCAAGACAGAGCUGUUCCGCCAGGCCUUUGGUCAGGGUUCAGUCUGACUCAUUUUCUCUUUGUAUAAGAACAAGCACGAAGGAGGUUUCCCAGCCUGUUCACAGGUCCUUAUAAUAUCAGUGGAAAACAGUUGGUCCUGUCUAGUAUUAACCGCUUUCAGUUUUAACCUAAGGAUUAUCAUUUGUCCAGCUUUAACUUUAAUUUAUUUGAAUUAUUUUUGGGGUGCAUUUUAAUCAAUUGACUGCUUGUUUUUAUGCAUAUUGUAUUAUUUAUAUGAUGUUAGCUGCUCUGAGGCUGGAGAGGGCAGGGUAAAAAUAAAAAAAUAAUAUUAUUAUAAUAAUUAUUAUUGCAGGGAUAGUAUAUACCACCUCCAAGUAGCAGGUGGAUGGGAAUGAGGCAGCAAGCUGUUGGCUAGCGUUGCUAAAUAUGGAGCCUCUGGUUGCCAGGGCAGUAUACCCCCUGAAUAGCAGGUGGGUGAGGAUAAAACAGGAGGGGGACUGUCGUUGCCCUUUGUGCUUUGGGUCAAAAUGUUGGAUCAAAGCCCGUGUUGCAGAAGAGAACCUCUGAAAGAUGGAUGCCUCAGGCUGACUAUGCAGAGCCUCCAUGGAUGGGGGCAGUCUACCCUGGAACACCAGCAGGGACAGAAACACAGGCCUCUCCUCUUUCUGCCCCAUCCCAGAGACACCAGAGACCGGCUUCUGUCGGGAACGGGGCUCGGUGGCCCUGAUCCCAAGCCUUAUCGUUGCACAGAGGGACAGGGAGGUGUGGGUUGUCGCGGUUUGUGGCUAUGCGCCGCUAGCCGGUCCUUGAGACGGCCUCAGCCAUCCUGUUGCCAUCUUAGGCGUCGUUGCGCAAGGGAGUUGCAGCGCAAGCGGGCAACCGCCUCUUCUUCCCUUUCCACCGCCGUGCCUGUUUUGGGGGCUACACCCUUGUGUCCUGGGCUCACCCUCUGGGACGGAUGCUUGAGCGCAUUUGAAGCGCAUAGGGAGAGGUCUUUGGGUGCUGGUGGGAGGGAGAAAUUGCCUUAUAUGGAGAGAGUCAGGCCACAGGGGCCUUCCCAUAUAAAGCAAGAUUCUAGUCCUCAGGUUUCUGAAUAAAGGGCUGAUUUAAACAGGAAGCUGCCUUACUCCAGAUCAGGCCGCCGUGCAUCAAGCUCAUUAUUUGUCUACAUUAGCAAAGCAAACACUGUGCAGAGUCGCUGGGGCAACCUUGCCAGAUGGGCGGGGUAUAAAUAAUAAAAUUAUUAGUAUUUUAAAUCCCCCGCUAUGGUCCCUCAACUUGAUCACAUCUCCUUCGAGAAAUAGACUUGAAGAGAGCCUGUCGUUAGCUUGAGGAACAGGUUCAUCUAUUCGUUAUUUAUUCUUUCAUUUAUACCCCAUUAUAUACCGUAUUUUUCGCUCUAUAAGACGCACCAAACCACAAGACGCACCUAGUUUUUGGUGGAGGAAAACAAGAAAAAAAAUACUCUGAAUCUCAGAAGCCAAAACAGCAAGAGGGAUCUCUGCGCAGUGAAAGCAGCAAUCCCUCUUGCUGUUCUGGCUUCAGCGAUAGCUGCGCAGCCUGCAUUCGCUCCAUAAGACGCACACAUACUUCCCCUUACUUUUUAGGAGGGAAAAAGCGAGUCUUAUAGAGCAAAAAAUAUGGUAUUUCUUCCCAGGAUCUCAAAGUGGCGGGCAUGGUUCUCCCAUUUCACAACACCCCUGCGAAGUAGCCUUGCCCUGGCCUAGGCCUUACCAAAGGCAGAGUGCCAUUCCCUUCCAGCCUAGGGGUAUAGUAUAGGAGCCUUUCACUUUUUUUUUGGAAAGUAGCUCUCCCACUUCUAAAUUAACCUUAUUUUCAGCCGUUUGGGGCCCCUUAUCUCAGCGGGCCACACAACGGCCCUCCAGAGCGGACUGGUGCUAUCUCUAGGCCGCACCUGGAACGGGAAGGGUGGGAGAGAGCCAAGUCUGUUGGGUGGGAGACGACAAUUCACUUUCGCCCCUGUGCCCUCGUUGGGCAUGCUGCCAUCUCCUCUGCUCACCCUCCUCCGAAUAAACCCAUUGAAAGGAACGGGCCUCAGUUAGCCGUGCGCAUUCACCUUAAUGGGUGCUGACUCUCAUGUGGGACCACCAUUGGCUAUGGACAUUAGGACGCCAUUUUGGAGCCAUCGGGCCUGGAGUCUUGCAUGUCCCCACUCUCAAGACAUAUUGGUGUAGUGGUUAGAGUUCUGGACAAGGACCUGGGAAGAGACCAGGGUUCAAAUCCCACCCAUGGGAGGGGUGUCAGUUGCUCUCUCUUGCCUAUCCCACCUCGCAAGGUUGUUGUGGGAAUUAAACCCAGGAGGGGGGAGAGCCACGUACACCACCUCCUUGGAGGAAAAGGCAGGAAAUGAACGUUAUCCCUGGGAUACCUCAGCUUGGUAGAGCAUGAGACUCUUAAUCUCAGGGCUGUGGGUUCGAGUCUCACAUUGGGCAAAAAAGGGGGUUGGGCUAGAUGACCCUUGGUGUCCCUUCCAACUCGACAAUUCUGUGAAAUGGGCCCAGGGAGUGUUGGUGCCUGGGAUCCUGCCCAGAGGCAGUUGUGCCCACCCCAUGCCUCUUGCAAAACGGAGCGUGUUUUUCAUUUUCCGAGGUGCAUGUCGUCCGAUGCCCUUCCAGCCUAUCCUAGCCCUGUUAGCAAUCCCACCCCCCUUUUGCAAGCCGCCACGCAGCAGUUCCUCUUUCAUAUCAGCUGCUCUUCUUAAGUGGGUAGUAAACGGACAAUCUUAUUUCCUCGUUCCCUUGCGCGCUCUCUCUCUCUCUCUUUCGUUCUCUGUUUUCUUCCCCCACCUGGGUGGGCUGUUGUCCAGCUGGCUUGUUCAUUUUAUCCUCACCGGGGUUGAGGGGUGGGAGGGAAGCGGUCUGGCUCCCCACGCUGCAGCUGUGGGCGAAAGAAGAAUCGGAAGCCGGCCUGGGGAACCCAGGUGUCCGGGCCGAGGCACCUGUUUGGUGGUGAGCAGAUUAAGGGACUUCCCUCCCUCCUCCCAUCCGCAGACUUAGAGACUAAGGGCCCAUCUGCACUGAACAUUGAAAGCAGGGUCACGGCUUUGCCAAAGGAAUCCUGGGAACUGUAGUUUGCGAAAGGGUGCUGAGGCCUGUUAGGACCAACAGUUCCCAGAGUGGUUUGAACAGUCAAUCCCUCUUCCUAGGGGACUCUGGGAACUGUGGCUCUGUGAGGGGAAUGGGUGGUCUCCUAAGAACUCUCAGCACCCAUAGCAAACUACAGUUUCCCAGGGGAAGCCACGGCUAUUUAAAGUGGUAUGGAACUGCUUUAAAUGCGUAGUGCAGACGGCGGGUGUAACUUUGUUAGUUUGCUUUCUAUCGGACUGAGUUCUGGUCAUAGCUGUCAACUUACAGAUUUGAAAAUAAGGGACCAGCAGCCUUGAAAAUAAGGGAUCAGCAGCCAAAAUAAGGGAUCAACAAUUACUUUGAUAAAAUACAUAUUUUGUUGCGUGCAAACGGCUUUAGAUACCUAUUAGGUCCAUAAAUCACCAUAUAGCAUAUAUUCGACACAAAAAAACAGCAACAAUUUGUUGUUGACAAAGCACAGCUGGACAUAGAAAGGGCCCAAUUACCUUCAAUAGCUUAUUUAAGGGACAUCAUCAAUAAGGGACAGCAGCGGGACAUGGUGCUGGGAUAAGGGACUGUCCCGCCAAAUAAGGGACGCUUGACAGCUAUGGUUCUGGUUUGUCUGUUUUUUAAAAAACAGAUUCGAGGGUUGGCAGAGUCCGGGACAAAGUUACCCAUAGGCAGCUGACUUACUUGGUCACGGGUGUGUUGUUUCACACACACACACACACACACACACACACACACACACAGUGUUCGACUGGGACUAUGGAGACCCAGGUUCAAAUUCUCACCCAGUUGAGGGACUUUGGGCCGACUCCUGACCUACCUCAUAGGGUUGUUGUGAAGAUAAAACGAGAGUGGGAAGCAGUUCCUGGGAGGAAAGGUGGAAUAGAAAUGAAAACACACAAAGCCGCUGCUUUUUCCAUAUCACACACUCACAACCUGCAUCUGGUCAGGUACUACCAGCAGACAAACCCGAACUCAGAGCAUCUGGUUGGCAAUUGUGAGAACAGGAUACUAGGCUGGCCUGAUCUAGAAGCCUCGCCUUACGUUCUGAUAGGGGCAGAAACCAGCUCAGAUUAUUUUGAUGGGUGAAUAGCCGCAAGAGCCGUCUAGAGCCUCCUGUUUCAGGAGCAGUCUACCUCAUUCUCCGUUGCAAGGGAGGAGAGUUGCUAUUGAGCUCAAGGUCCUCCUGCUCAACCUCUGUGAGAACAGGAUGCUGGGAUUAGACGCGGCCUGAUCCUGCUGGGCUCUUCUUAGUUUCUUGCGACCUUCUGCAAACCAGAUCUGCAGAAGGCUAGGACCAGAGCACCUCCUUUGAGGGGCCUAACUGGAGCCCACUUCCAGUGCCAGGCUGCGAAAUGAUGUGUUUCUGAGCAUGUUCAGAGUUCAAAUGCCACAUCCCUCCUUUGAGGGGUCUGGGCAUUCCUCCCAGGAAGCUCUCGACACGAGCACCUUUACGAAAUUACCCACCUAGUACUUGCCAGGACAAGGGAAGGGAGAUUUUAUUUUAUUUUAUUUACAUCUUCCAACAAAAUUUUGAUUUGACGAAACCAGACAGGGAGCGUCCUCUCCAGAGCAUGUCCCUUGCCACUAACCCUGGAGAGUCGCUAUCAGUCACUGAUGACAGUCCUGAGGUCGAUGGACCAGAUUCUGACUCAGUAGAAGGCAACCACCCAUGUUCUUUUGACUAAUGGUCCAAACUUUCUAGGUUCCAGUUUAAAUCAUCCCUUUAUGCAAAACCAUGACGACUAGGAACUUCUAAUUUGGCAGAGGGAGUUGCUGGAAAGAACAUAAGGACACAGGAAGAGCCCUGCUGGGAAACCAGAGCUCAGUGGCCUUGCAUGCAGGAGGUCCCGAGUUCAAGUCCCGGCAUCUCCAGGUAGGGCUGAGGACGCCCCCUGCCCGAAACCUUAGACAGAUGCUGCCAGUCCGUGCAGGCAACACUGAGCUCUAUGGACCGGUGGUCUGCUUGUUUAUAAGGCAGCCCCGCCUAUAUCUGGUGCCAGGCCUGCCUCUCCUUGCCAUCUCCCCUGGCGCAGUUCUGUGCCCGCCUUGCCCGAUCUGUUCAGGGCACAGCAGGAGGGAAGAAGCCCUUUCUGCUGGCGCCGUUGCUACCCUGCAGGCUGAGUCAAGCCAGCACUUUCGGGGAGGGACCUGGGUGGGGGCGCGGCUUGGCUCAGCAGGGGCAGCGCCCACCUUGCCAGGCCGCUCGGCAGGGCAGGUUGGGACACGCCGGCUUGGCUCAGCCCCGCCAGGUGACACAACGUGGCUCAGAGAAGUGGGGCAGGAGGCAAGGAAGUAGGGCGAGGAGCGAGGCUGGCGGUGGACACCCUUUCUGGGUCGCUUGGGGCAGGUGUCGUAAUGAUGUCUCUCCCACCCACCCCACCCCCGGCGGCUGGUAUUCAGAGGUACGUCGGCGCUCCUGGCAGCGGAGGGAGAACGUCGCCACCGUGGCUGGCAGCCAUCCGUCUCCCGGGAUUUGGCCACCAAGUGGGUGGCGAUCUCUGCACCUUGUGGCAGGGAGUUCCAGAGGGGAAUUCUAAGCAGAACCUCCAUAUUCCAAGGCAGUGUCUCUUGUCCUUGCUUCUUUCUUGCUUCCCCCUCUCUUGCGGUCCAUUUUUCCUCCCUUGAGGGAGAUUUGGGAGAAAAAAAGGGUCACCAGGGUUGUGAUUUGAGGCAGGAUAAUUGAGAGAUUCCCUCCCUCUUCUUCUCUCCAAAGGUUUGGUUCGACCUUUGUGGAAGGAGGGGAGACUCUGGAGCAUGUGCAGAGUGCACUUUCCACACCGCAAAGCGCCCAUUUGCUAGCCUCUGUGUGGUUGGUGCAUGAUAAAAGUGUCUGUGUGGAGGGGUCAUCCUUGCUCGCUUGCCUUCCUCCCCUCGCCUACCCUGGUGUUUCAAAGGUGGAAAUAGUGUCAACGUUGUAAAAUCCUUGUUGCCUGAGAUUCUUGUUCAGAACAUCUGCACGCCCAGCCAGCAACAUGUGGCUGAAGGCUCUCUUCCCCUUUCUGUAUGCUGUUGACCAGAUGUUUUGCUAGACUACAAAUCCCAUCGUCCUUGACCAUUGGCCAGACUGGCUGGGGGCUUAUGGGAGUCCAAGAACAUUGGUCAAACUACAAUUCCCAGCAUCCCCAGCCAUUGGCCAUAUUGGCUAGGGGGCUCAUGGGAGCUGAAGUCCGAGAACAUUCUUGAACUACAACUCCCAGCAUCCUUGGGGGCUGAUAGGAACCAGAGUCCUCCUGCUAGGCGCCUCCGCUGCGUAGAUUUAUCCGUCCUACCCUGUUCAAAAAGCCAAGAGGGUCUUUGCCGCCACCUCCUUGAGGGUUUGAAACAAACCGAAACCGCAAUUGUCUGCUGCCAGAACGAGCCCAGGCAUUGUGCGUUGUGACUGGCUGUGCGGUGGUGUUCUUGUGUGUGUCUUAACACGCAUGUGUCCUGGAGACGAGGCCCGCCCACUUCUGAGAUGUUAACUCCCAGAGAUCCUGGCAAAGAGUUGCAGCCUUGAAGCAGGGAGUCACACAUAGCAAAAUCUGAACAGGACACCCCCCCCCAAAAAACCAACAGAAAAUGAUUUUACUUAUAUAUUCAUAACAUUUAAUCCUCCGACCUUCUCAUCCAAUGAGCUCAAAGCAACGUACAGAGUUCUCCCCCUCCCUCCACACUAACCCUGUGAGGUAGGUUAGGCUGGAAGAUGGUAACUGGUCCAUGGUGACCCCAGUGAGCGUCAUGGCCGAGUGUGGAUUCGAACCCAGGUCUUUCCCGUCCUUGUCCAUCUGAACCAUCGCAAUCACCCCCGAUAGGGAAGAGCUGGAGGGCUUCAAGGUCAGAAGGUUCUACGUUGAGGAUGUCACGCAGAUGGCAACUUUUAUUUUUGUCACUCUGCAAAGUUGGGUGUGGGGGAGCGGAGGGCCGCAUUCUGUUCUGGGCAGCCUGCCAAGGGCCGUGUGUGCUAGCGGUGGGCGGGGCCAGAGGCAAAAGUGGGCGGGGCAGCAAAUAGAAAUUUUGCCUUUGAGCAUGGGGCUAAUUUCUACACUUGCUCACCUCUCUCUCUCUCUCUCUCUCUCUCUCUCUCUCUCUCUCUCCCCAGGCGAGUAAAUAAGGCAUGCUUUAGUUGACAUUCCCGCAUUUCAGGGGGUUGGACUAGAUGACGCUGAGGACCCUUUCCAAUUCUAUGAUCAGAGCUGAAAGGCACAUUCUGGCCAGGCAGAAACACUCAAAUAGUGUGUGAAGCCGAGGGCCAGUGGGGGGGGGGAGUGUUGCCUGGAGAGAGUUCUGAGGGCCAAAUAGCGAUAUCCCAAGGGCCAUAUUCAACCCCUGAGCCCGGGGCUCCCCACCCCAGAGCUAAGAGGCCUCCACUGACUUUUGUAUGCAUGUGUCUGUUUGCGAGUUGUACGGCUCACCGGUUCUGCAGCAGCUUCUGGAGUUGGCUCGCCAUUAAUGGAACCUCCCACUUCAGGGGCAGUCUACCUCCAAGCGCCAGCUGCUCAGCGCAUGCCAGAAGGAAAGGCGGCGGAGGAGGGCAGCUCUUCCUUUCAUAUGCCUUUCGGAAGGCUCCGUGGCCUAGGCUGGCCAACUUCCGAAACGGCCUCCGCAACUGUGCCUUUUUUGGGGAACGGGAUGAUCUGUAGUCAGGCAUGUGUGCUUUGAUCCAUGCGCCGUGGGACGCCACGCGGUCUCUCUCUCGCACGGUGCUUUCCACAGAUUGAAGCACAGGAGCUGCCCAAGCCAUGCCUUCCAGGACAGUUGGCAACCCUGCUUUGUGUUUAUACGGAUGGAGCACAGAGUCUGCGAGGAGCUUGUGUGCGCAUGUGAAUGCCAAAGGACUCCCCGCCUCGCUUUUCUUACAAGCUUCUCUUAAAUUAUCUGCUUGCUGAUCAGCCUCAGGUAGCUUCUGUGCUCACCACAACGGCUUCUCCCGCACCUGGGUGGGUGAGUGGGUUUAGAGGCGAGGCCUCUAAACCGGCGCGAUUUCCCAAUAAAUGUCACAAGCCGCCAUUUCACAUUUUCAGAGGCUUUCGAGGGGUCCCUGCACCUCUUGCCUCGCGUCCCAACAACCCUGGCACGUGGCGUUAUUCCCCCCCCCAUAGGGCGGGUGGGAAACGCCGAGGCCUGUGAGGGAUGCGCACGGCGAGAUUCGAACCGGGGACUGUUUCCUGACUUGUAGCCUUCGCCGCACUUGGCUGGCUGCUCGCUGGUGGUGGUUGGUGUGUGUGUUUUUUCCAGGUGGGUGCCUUUCCGGGGGGAGCAGGGAGAAAGCAGGGUGAAUCCCCCUGCCGGGCUCUCCGUUCGAGGCUGGAGAGCGUGGCAAAGGGUUAAGAAGGUUUGAGGGUGGGGUGCUCACAACCUGGGGUGUGGGCGUUGCCUCCUGUUUGAGGUGGGAUCCUGCCUGCCUGCCUGGCUCAGAACUGUUUGCUCCUUCGAGAGAGCGUGAGAGAGAGAGAGGGGGGGAGAGAGGUAAGUGGCGAGGAUGAAUCGCCAGGGGUGGCUGAGGGAUGUGUUUGGGCAAAGGGGGGCUUGGAGAACAGUGCUGGGGCGCUCCAGGUGCCAGCCCUCCUGAAAUCAGCUUUUGAGGGUUCGCCGGCGGCCUCUCCGCCAGAAAUGUGUGUCCGCUUUGCAAGGUUCUGCGGAGAGGUUCCAGAACCAAGCAGAGCUGGUCGAAGGCUCUGCAAAAGUGUCGGAUACUGCAAUUUUAGCCCUUUCCGGAAGCUAUAGGUGCUGGGUUUGGGUGGCGGCACCCUCUUGGGGCAGCUCGGCAAGGGGUUUCUGCCCCCCAGCUGUGGGGCCUGGCAGUUUGGAGGUGAAGGGGGGCAUUUAAACUGGCUCUGCUUUUACGUUCUGAAGAUGAUGAAAUUGUGUGUGUGUGUGUGUGUGUGUGUGUGUGUGUGUGUAUUUAUUUCAGUAUCAAACAUAACCUAGGCAAGUGGCUGUUUUUUGCAUCCUUUAACUGCCCCAUCGUAUCCGCAGCCGAGCCCCCCAGUGUGUAUCAUAGCCCCACACGUUCCCACCGCAUGCUUUUGGGUCUCUGUGGUUUUCAUUCCCACCCCAUUUCGUAAUAUAUGAUUUCCGCCUGGGUAGUUUUCCAAAGUGUGUCAGUUGCCGCAUCCCCUUGGAAUUCUCCCUCCCCACCCCAGAUCGAGUGGGGUGUGUGUGUUGCGCUCUUUCUGUGGGGUGCUUUCCCUUCCUCUAUCUCCUGCUGUCGGAGGAUUCCUUCGUAACUGGAAUCCACCGUCUCAUUCCAUAAUUGAAAUUUGGCACAAACUGAUUCACCCUUGGAGAGGCAUUGGUGGGAAGGGAGGAGAAUGAGCUCUGGCAGGACUUUCAUAUCUCCGGUGUUGUGGCACAGGUUUUGCUUGCUUGCUUCCUUGAAAUCCUCUGGAUUUAGUUUGACACCUCAGCCAUGCUUCUAGUCCUGUGUGUGUGUGUGUUUGCGGGGGAGAAACUGCAGAGAUCUGUGAAAAGCUUUUCUGGUUCCAUCGUCAUGUUUUGCGAGGGGAACUCCGCUUUCUGUAGUUCAGUUUCCUUCUUUCUUUAUUAAAUGGCAAGUUGGCAGAUUAUUAUUUUUUAAUAUACGUAGAUUCUAUCAGUGAAGUUACUUCAACAUAAACCCAUUUUGCACAACUCCCAUGUUUCUGUUUCAAUUCGUCCUGUUCAUCUCCAGUUUCCCGCUCCCAAACCCUCCUUGCCCACCGAAAAAGUAAGCUCAAAAAUUUAUGAAGGGCAACCAGAUUGCUAUUAGGGUGGAUGAGUCCAAGUUCAGAAUUUUCGUAUUAUUAUUAUAAUUAUUAUAUUAAAUUUAUUACCAACCACCACCAGAAAGCAGCCAGCCCUUCACCGGCAGGUUCCAGGGGAUGUUGAGACCAUUUCAAAUCUGGUAUUAAAAAUAGUUUAAACUGAUUAUAGUCUCAGGAACAGGGUGGGCCCUGAAAGCACACACCUCAGAUGUUGUAGGCCGGAGUCGAAUCAUAGAAUUGUGGAUUGGAAGGGACCCCAAGGGACAUCUAGUCCAACCCCCGCAGUGCAGGAAUCUCAACUAAAGAUGUGUGCCUUCAGCAUCCCCAGAAAGCUGUGCAGUGGAGAAGCCAGGCGUACCUCUGUGCAGAGGGAGUCCCGCAACAGAGGGGCUGCCACCGAAAAGGCCCUCUCGUUUGCCACUGCCACCCCAAACAUCUGAGGGAGGUGGAAUUCCCAAGGUGCCCCCAAGGAGGGUCUGUGGGGAAGGAGGAGGCCUCUCAGAUAUUUGGAACCUAAGUCACCUAGGUCUUUGGGUGCUGGCAUUUAUUAGCACCUUGAAUCGGGCCCGGAAACUGAAAUUUUCCAGCCGCAGUUGAAAUCGGGCCUUAAACGGGCAGUCAGUGCUGAUUUCCGCAUCUGUGCAAAGAUAUUUUUUUACAACUCAUCAGAGACGUCGCUGGGAAACGAUGCGAAACCCAUCCUAGGUUGAAGUUGGAUCUUGUUGUCCCAGGAAAGCUGGUUGUGUGGGGCUUAAUAUACAUGCAGGUAGCUACAAAUUCUGCUGCCCAUCUCUCAGCGCUGCGGUUUGCAGGUUGGGAGCCCAUUCGUAGUGCUCAGGGGACCAACCCUGUUUUUACCACCCUGCGCACCUGGAAGUGUGCAGUGUAGCAAAGCUUGGGGGGAGGAAAGGAGGAAGAGGCAUAACCACUUUCCUCCACUGCCGCCCGAGCCACGCUGCAAAAGGAUGUCGGUUUUUAUUUUCUCAAAAGAGGCUUUGUCAGGGUGUAGGAAGCUGCCCUGUACAGAAUCGGGUCCUCGGUCCGUCAAACUCAGUAUUGUGAUUGCUGACGGGGCAGCUGUGUACCUGUCCUUACCUGCAGCUAACAACAAAAUUAUCCAGUUUGUCCAGUCCUCCUUUAAAGCCAUCCACGACAGUGGCCACCGCUGCAGGUUUGAUCCCUGUCUGGGACAGCUGCGUAUUCCUGCAUUGCAGCGGGUUGAUCCUCUACAAUUCUCGGAUUCUGCGUGGAGGUUUCUGGGUACCAGGUUUGGCGACCGCAGUUUAAAAACCUCUGCCUUACCUCCAUAUUGAGUACCACCUGGAGACGCAAUUGGGGGAUGAACCUGGGACCUUCUGCCUGCAAGGCUUUGCCACUGAGCUAUGGCACUUCUCCCAAAGGAGGAAGAAGAGGGAGGCCUGUUGUGUCUCUGCAUGAGUUCAUGGUUCCGCAAGCUCUCCCAUUAGGACCAGGCGAUGUAUCGAUAUACAGUGGUACCUUGGUUGUCGGAACUUCAUCCGUUCCGGGAGUCCGUUUGACUCCCGAAACCGUUAGAAAACCAAGGCGCAGCUUCUGAUUGGCUGCAGGAGCUUCCUGCACUCAAUCGGAAGCCACGUCGGACAUUCGGCUUCUGAAAAAUGUUCGCAAACCGGAACACUCACUUCUGGGUUUGCGGCAUUCGGGAGCUGAUUUGCUCGGGAGCCAAGCCGUUCGACAACCAAGGUACCACUGUAUCGUUCAAAACCAGUUUGAAGUCCAUAUUGCGAUAUCAGUAUCAUAGUUUUCGACCUCGCAAUAUAUUGCGAAUCAUGACGUGUGCAUUUGCUUUGGAAAAACCACAAUGUGGGAAAAACCAUGAAGCCUUGCUCCGUCCUUAUUUCAGGCAUUGUGAUAUAUCAGAAUAUUGCGAUGUUUAGUAAAGGUAAAGGGACCCCUGACCAUUAGGUCCAGUUGUGGCCAAGUCUGGGGUUGCAGCGCUCAUCUCGCUUUACUGGCCAAGGGAGCCGGCGUACAGCUUCUGGGUCAUGUGGCCAGCAUGACUAAACCGCUUCUGGCGAACCAGAGCAGCGCACGGAAACGCCGUUUACCUUCCCGCCGGAGUGGUACCUAUUUAUCUACUUGCACUUUGACGUGCUUUCGAACUUCUAGGUUGGCAGGAGCAGGGACUGAGCAACGGGCGCUCACCCGUGGCAGGGAUUCGAACCGCCGACCUUCUGAUCAGCAAGUCCUAGGCUCUGUGGUUUAACCCACAGCGCCACCCGCGUCCCAUUGCGAUGUUUAGCUGGUGAUAGAUCACAAAGUUGAAAACCAGAUACCAACCAGCCCUAAAGAGUAUUAUGACCUAACCUUAACCCUUGCCUGCCCCUUACUGUCCUCAGCCUCCCUCUUUCUCCCUGGUGCGCCCAGGACCCACUGACAUGGGCUCCUUCGACAGAUGAUCAUUUUGUUUCUUUCACCGUUUAAGAACUGAACUUCGCAUGGGCAAAAUUCAGUGCACCUUGGCUACCGGGACUUUCGGCUUACUGGGUUUUUGGAAUUUGGCAACAUGUGCUGUCUCUGCGCGCUUCCAUCUCCUUGGGAAGAGUCUUUCCUGCAAACAGGUCAAAGUGGCUUACAUAGUCCUCCCCCACCACACAUUUUCAUCUUCACAACAACCUUGCGAGGUUGGUGAGCUUCAGAGAUAACAGACCAAGGUCACCUAAUGAGAUUUGUGGCCAAGUGGGCAGGUGGGGAGGUGUUCAACCUAAACCCCGCCAGACUUGGUCCAACCCUCUAGCCACUACACCACACUGCCUCCUGUGGGGGGGGGGUUAGAAGCUACGCUUGCAUUUUGCCAGCUGGCGUGUUUUGAGGUUGCGACUGGAAAGAAAAGAAUAAUAAUGGUCUCUGUCUCACUUGGAGACCGAAACAGAAGCACCAUUGGCUUCCGUUGUCUCGGAAAGUCGCACUUCAAAGCAUCAGCAAACGCAGCGAUGGCAAUGAAAGGAACUUUUAUCUGAUUUUCUUUUAAAAAUAGACAAUCCAAAUAGUCAGUGUGGGGUUUUAUUUUUUUUAUUCUGAUAAAAAACAAAAACCCAGAGACUGUCUCCUAAAGACAGAACUGUUGUCCGUAUUCAGGAUGCUUUCAGACCUUGUUGGACCACAGCUGCCAUCCAUUCCCAGCCAGCAGGACCAAUAGUCAGGGGGGGAUAAAGUUCGGGGGAAUCUAGAGAGCUACAGGUCCUCCACCCCAGACUUGGGCACAUGGCCCAGGCAAUCAGGGAUCACAUGGCCCAGCCAAUCAGGGUUAAAGGCAUUUACAGAGCUGUAAAGCAAGGUUGGGGAAGCAACGACAUGUUCAAAUGUCGUUGGGCCACAGCUCCCGUCAACCCCAGUCAGCCUGGCCCAGUGGUCAGGAGGGAUGGGAGAUGAAAUUCAGAAAAAUCUAGCGGGUCACAGCUUCCCUCUUCUCAGGCUGUGAGAGGUGGGGUCCUACAGAUCCUGGAAGUGAGGAAUUGGAGUCAGGAGGAGGAUUAGAGUGGGAAGGUGGAAGGAGAGAGAAACAGAAGCCUAUUCUCUCUCUCUUGUUCUCCCAAAUUCAUGGAGGAUAAAGGCUCUCAAUUGGCUACUAGCUGUGCUCCGCCUCCACAGCUAGAGGCAGCAGCGUGUGGCGUGGUUAAACUGUGGAACUCCCUGUGACAGGAGGCAGCGAUGGCCGCCAUCUUGGAUGGCUUUAAAAGAGGUUUGGACAAAUUCUUGGAGGCGAACGCUACCCAGGACUACCCAGUAGGACGCAGCGAUGCUUCUGAGCACAGUGGUACCUCGGGUUAAGUACUUAAUUCGUUCUGGAGGUCCAUUCUUAACCUGAAACUGCUCUUAACCUGAGGUACCACUUUAGCUAAUGGGGCCUCCCGCUGCCACUGCGCGAUUUUUGUUCUCAUCCUGAAGCAAAGUUCUUAACCCGAGGUACUAUUUCUGGGUUAGUGGAGUCUGUAACCUGAAGUGUCUGUAACCUGAAGUGUAUGUAACCUGAGGUACCACUGUACCGACCUGGAAACCACAAGAGGCGAGGGCCGCUCCUGUGGUCAGGUCAUAGCUGUCAACGUUUCCCUUUUUUUAAGGGAAAUUCCCUUAUUCCAAAUAGGAUUCCUCGCAAGAAAAGGGAAACAUUGACAGCUAUGGCUCAGGUCCUGCUUGCUAGCUCCCCACUGGUUGGCCACUUGAGGAAACAGGAGGCUAGACUGGAUAGGCCAUUGGCGUUCUUGAGACGCUGAGGACUAGCCUCAUGCGCUGUGGCCUUGCAACACAGAAGCUUACUUUCUUCUACUUUCAGCACCUGAUCUGUUUCGGACCUGAUUCACCACCCACUAGCCAAACUAAACACGCUCUCUCUUUCUCUCUCUCUCGGCCUGGUAGCAGCCCCUGUCCAAGUCUAAGACAGCGCUCCUUUUCCUGCAAGCUGCAACAACUGCGCUGCUGGACAUUUUUUUAAAUAUGUUCCUGAAGCGUAUGACUAUUUCAGUCUCUUCCCCCCCCUUUCUUAAAGAGACCACGUUGUUUAGGGGCUGGAAAUCCUCCCACCCAUCUGAGCCACUCCCUUCCCCUGGGAACUCGCUAGCAGCAAAGUCACAUCAGGGCGGCUGUGUGGUUUUGCGUUGUGUUGUGUGUGUGUGUGUGUUUUAUGGUACGAAAGCCUUGCUCUCUCCUGCUUGCUCCCAGCUCUCUGGCAGGCGGGUUCCUUUCCUUGCCAGGGUCCUCCUGACCCAGGGGAGAGGCUCUGCGUGUACCGGGGGCCGUUCCCAGGACCUGUUUGGGCACGUCCCCUUCCCACCCAUCGCCUGCCUGGCACCGCACAGGAGCUGGCGCAAAGGCCGCCCCCCCCUCCUUCUGUCCUUCGGGGCCGGCUUGCAACAGAGGGAUUAAUGGGCGUUGGGCAGGAAAAAGUACAGCCGGUUCCUGAGGCUGCCUGUCAGUGCCCAGGUGUUGCCACCCUUGGCUUCCCUGCCCCGCAGUCCGCUUCCUUGACUUAGGCAGAUGAGAGUAUCUCGACGCCCACGGCGGGAGGCCAGCGCCACACCCGAGUUGGGAAUUUCUGAUAAGAGGAGCCUGGUUAUCCGAAUCAGGCCAGUGACCCAACUCAUCGGUCCUUCUGUUCUCUAGAUGCCCCACUGGGAAAUGGUUGAGUUAGCCUGACAACCAUGCGUCUUUCCAUUUUAUUAAAUUUUUUUUCCUGUGCUCAAGCAGGGCUGGAUUAACCAUUAAGCAAAAUAAACUUGAUGGUUGUGGACCCUCCUUCCUUGGAGGUUAUUUUUUAAGCAGAGGUUGGGUGGCCCUCUGUCGUGGAUGCUUUAGAGCUGAAGAUUCCUGCAUUGCAGCGGGGUUGGGCUAGAUGACCCUCAGGGUCCCUUCCAACUCUCCAAUUCUGUGAUUCUAAGCCUGUGCUUCUAAGCAUCAAGGGAAGGGAGGCACCAUAAUUUUUUCCCCAUUUUAACCAAAUUAAUGGUCACAAACUGCUCACCUGAGCGUUCGUUUUCUCAGUUGAAGUACCGUAUUUUUUGCUCUAUAAGACUCACUUUUCCCCUCCUAAAAAGUAAGGGGAAAUGUGUGUGCGUCUUAUGGAGCGAAUGCAGGCUGCACAGCUAUCCCAGAAGCCAGAACAGCAAGAGGGAUUGCUGCUUUCACUGCGCAGCGAUCCCUCUUGCUGUUCUGGCUUCUGAGAUUCAGAAUAUUUUUUUUCUUGUUUUCCUCCUCCAAAAACAUGGUGCGUCUUGUGGUCUGGUGCGUCUUAUAGAGAGAAAAAUACGGUACAUGAAAAUAACCGCAACAGAACAACUUUGCGGCAAAGCGGGCUUGGGUGCCUUAUGUCUCCUAAGUAUUGAAGCAGGCGGGCUACGUAAGGAUCUGAUCCAAGACUUUUCAAUUAGAAAAAGGAGGAAGGUUUUCCAAGUGUAAAUAAAGUUGGAAGUACAGUGGUACCUCACGUUAAGUACUUAAUUUGUUCUGGAGGUCCGUUCUUAACCUGAAACUGUUCUUAACCAGAAGCACCACUAAUGGGGCCUCCUGCUGCUGCUGCGCUGCCGGAGCACGAUUUCUGUUCUUAUCCUGGAGCAAAGUUCUUAACCUGAAGCACUAUUUCUGGGUUAGUGGAGUCUGUAACCUGAAGCGUAUGUAACCUGAGGUACCACUGUAUUCAAAACAAGCAUUAUUUUCCAUCUUACUGUAGGUUUUGUUUUGUUUUGUUUUGUUUCAAAAAAUUAAAUUUUGUUCUACGGUUUAUUAUUGUUUAUAGUUUGAAUUGGAUAUAUAUGGGGGGCACCAAAAUAUUUUAAGUGCUUAGGGGCUUCGAUAGGUCUUAAUUUGGCUGGAGUCUUCCUUCCCCCUCCCUGCUUUUGGGAUGGGGUGGGGUUCAAGCCAGGUGAGAGCUACCUGUGCUAUCCUCCUCCAGGUGUGCUAGAUGGGCUGGAUCCAGCAGGCUCUUUUUACAUUGCCGGACUCCAACUCCCAUUAGCUCGCACCAGGCAGCACCAAUGACCAGGGAUGAUGGGAGUUGUAGUCCAGCAACACCUAAGGCCCGCAGGUCCUGCAUCUCUGCUUCUUAAGCUUCCUGCCUUGAUGCCGCUCAGACUCUUGUUUCAUCAGUCCCAGUGCUGGUUCCCCUGUUUGGCGGCAACUCUCUCUGGCAGAAAAGGGCUGUUCCCAUCUCGUUCCCUCUGCUUGCGGGUUUCCCAGAGGGGCAUCUGGUUGGCCACUGUGCCAUCCUGGGCCACGUGGGGCUUUGGCCUGACUCAGCUGGGCAGAGUCUGUGGCAGCUGGGGGCACCAGGGAGGAAGAGGGCGACGCUGAACAGCGACUCAUGCAGAGCAGCAGCAGGCAGCCUCCUCUAAGAGGCAGGCCCAGGUUCUGGCAUUGAGGCAUGGCAGGAUCAGAUGGGAGAAGGGGGAACAGCAAACUCAUGCAGAGACACAACAGGGCCCCCUCCUCUUCCUGUAGCUCAGUGGUAGAUCUUUUCAAGGCAGAAGGUUCAAGCCCCAGUUGCGUCUCCCCGUAGGGCUGCGAGAGACUCCCUGCCUAAAACCCUAGAGGCCUGCUGCCAGUCAGUGUAGGGAAUCCUGCGCUAGGCUGACACCGUCGAUGGUGGCUUCCUGCGUUCCUACUCAAUGCAUAGGCGUCGCUUCUUGAGGCAAUUUUGCAACACACAAGUUUGGAAAUGAGUAAUAGACACAUACAGCUAAUAACUCGCACAGCUAAUAUUUGGGGAUUGCAGGAGCUACCGAGUUGCCUUUCGCUGGCCAGUCUUUUCCUGGGCGCUUCACUGCGGCUUCUUGCAACACAGGUGUUUCUAAGACGAUCCCUCAGACGUCACUGGGAUCCCUUGGGGGCAGCGAUGCAAGGUGUUUUGGGGUCUUUGGUUUGGGAGGGAGAUAUUUGGAAGAGGGGCAGUGUGCCAUCUGACACAAAGCUUUCCAUUUGGCUGCAUAAGGUCCCGGGGUCAGUUCUGGGUUUUGAUCAUUCAGGAGCCAAAACGUUCGAGAACUAGGCUGCUCAACUUCCAAGGUAUGACUGUACUGGAGACCCAUUGUAAGUCAGGGUAGCUCACAGAUGGGGAACCUGUGCCCAGACUCCCAGCUCCCCCAACCCCAGCCAGCAGGGCCAGGAGUUGGGGCCGUGUGGGGACUCCAGAGGGCUGAAAGGCCCCCCAGCUGUGGGCUAAAGCAGGGAUCAGGAACCUUUUUCAGCCGUGGGCCGGUCCACCGGCCCUCAGACCAUGUGGUGAGCCGGACUAUAUUUUGGGGGGGAAAAGUGAACAAAUUCCUAUGCCCCACAAAUAACCCAGAGAUGCAUUUUAAAUAAAAGCACACAUUCUACUCAUGUAAAAACACGCUGAUUCCUGGACUGUCUGCGGGCCGGAUUGAGAAGGCAAUUGGGCCGCAUCCAGCCCAUGGGCCUUAGGUUGCCUACCCUGGGCUAGAGUGUCAGACUCGAAGCACAGAAGGUAAAGGUAAAGGGACCCCUGACCAUUAGGUCCAGUCGUGGCCGACUCUGGGGUUGCGGCGCUUAUCUCGGUUUAUUGGCCGAGGGAGCCGGCGUACAGCUUCUGGGUCAUGUGGCCAGCAUGACUAAGCCGCUUCUGGCGAACCAGAGCAGCGCACGGAAACGCCGUUUACCUUCCCACCAGAGCGGUACCUAUUUAUCUAGUUGCAUCUGAUGUGCUUUUGAACUGCUAGGUUGGCAGGAGCAGGGACCGGGAAACGGGAGCUCACCCUGUCGCGGGGAUUCGAACCGCUGACCUUCUGAUCGGCAAGCCCUAGGCUCUGUGGUUUAACCCACAGCACCACCCGCGUCCCUAGCGAAGCACAGAAACUUGGCUCCAAAUCCAUAAAAGGUAUCGGUGACCUUGGGCUGGACAGCAUCUCUCCGGCUCGCCUACCUUGCAGGGCUGUUUGGAGGAAAGGCUACAGGCAUUCCCCAGGCUCCUUUGGAUGAAACUUAAGACAGGAACGUAAUGCAAGGGUCUAACCGUCCCGAUCGACUUAAGGAAUGUUCUUCUUUGGCAAGAUAGCAUCCUGAUUAUUAUUUUUUAAUGCCUUUGCCAUGAGUACUACAAUUCUUUAGCUUUCAGCCCCCAUCCCUUGAGCCAGAAGCGAAGUCUCUUGAGUUUCUUAAGCCGGUCAGGUUCUUGAGCAUGUUUAAGCAGCCAAGCCAACCCCCACCUGCAAAGGCGCUUUAAAAUCCCAAACUUGUACUAUGGCUACGUCUUAAUUCCCUAACGUUCAGCACCCGGAGCUGCCUGCCCGAGUUGGUGAACAUUUGGCAAGCAUGUCUCUUCCGUAAUAAGUUGAACCCCAUUGGUUCUGUUAGGUGGUGUUUUAAGUUAAAAAGGAGACUCUUGCUUUUUGGCCAUCUUACUUUGCGUCCCAUCGUAGCAGAAGUUGGCGCAGAUCUUUGGAUCGUGUCAUGUCGACGACGUCUGUGAUUUGCCGAUUGGGUAGGAUGCCUGAGGUCACACCCCCAACAUACAUCGAAAACACACCUGUACCGCUUCAGCAAUCAUGGCUUCCACCCCACCAAAGAAUCCUGGGAUUUGUAGUUUCCCCCACCACAGAGCUACAAUUCCCAGCAUCCUUAACAAACCACAGUUCCCAGAAUCCUUUGCAGGAAGCCAUACACUUUAAAUGCAGCGGUGUGAUCUGACUCCCACUGGUAGGAAAAAGCCCUACUUUUCAAUCCUCAGCAACUCCAAUGAGGCCUGGGAAUCUUCCAUCUGAUACCCUGAAGAGUCUGUGUGGACAAUCGUAAAAUCUCUCCCCCUCUCUAUUAUAUUGCUGAAAUAAAUCAAAUCAAGAAAUAUGGGUGGAUUGGGCAGGGAAACCAGGAUUUUUGUGUGUGGAAGCACCGUGAGUUCCACAUCCAGACAAGCGCAGAAUUAUUUCAGUUCUAAGAAUACACGCUUGGCUUCAGUUAGUGGAUUUGAAACAGAAAACGAAGUAGAUCCUGCAAGUCUGAAGUUGUGUGGAUGUACAACAAGUAUACAAUGGGCAGCAACCCGGGGUGUGAGAACCAGGGAUUUUAUGACCGCACAAGGCUUUGUUGUCUCAGGACUCUCAGAUCCUUUAGUUCUGCUUUAGGAUUGGAAUUGUUUUUCAAGUUGUUCAAUAGUUUGGCUGUGUGUCUGCCCUCCGUUACGACAUAAAGACCAUUAAUUAUAAGAUGCUUUGGAGAGUUCAAAGCUCCCUCUGAACUUAUCAGGCCAAUCUUGGCUGUAGCCCUGUGAGGUAGGCUGGCGUGGCUGUCCCCUUUAUGGGGCGGCGGAGACUGAGAACAGGGCAGCUUUGCCCCCAAGCCAAGUCAUGCGUUGGCUGGUGUGAGAUUCAAAUCUUGAGACGAUCCGACUCACACCCGAGGUUCCAGAGACUUGAGAUCGCUUCCAUGCUCGGCGCUUUGCUUCUGCCUUAAUUAACUUUCCCAUACUUGCAAAGCAGAGUGUGAACAUUCAGCAACAAAACUUUGGUUUUUCUAAGCUUCUUCCUUGCGUUAAAAUUUGGCUCAGAUGUGUGUGCUUGCCAUCGCCUCUUGAGGACUAGCGGCCUAAGGCGCCGGCUGGGCAGGAGCCGGAUUUGCUAAAUAUCCAGUACAUCCCAGGUUCCGGUAGGCAACUGGAACAAAAAAACCCAACGCAAUUCCAAGCUGGACUGAAAAAUGCGCAAAUUUUAAAACUCUUGACCCUGCCCCUUGUCCCACCUGGCUCCGCCUCUGACUUGAUCCUCCAUGAUCUGCCAAAUCCCUCUAGGCUCCGCCCCCACCAUGCCUGGGAUUCCGUCCUAGCUGAAAAUUCUCCUAGGCCCCGCCUUCACCCCACCAAGCCCCGCCUUUCCAUCCAAGCCCCGCCCCUUGCACAUCGCUGUUACUUCUGCAGUCUGCUGGUUCUGGGGCUGAUGCCCAGGACGGCCGUCACAAAUGCAAGGGGAACCGCAGGGCUUAGUGUCUCUUUCGGGGGAAUUCUAGCUGAUUCAGCUUUUCUCUAACCCCUGUGCGGCAAACGGCAGUUUCCAAAUUCCCCCUUCGCUGCAUUCAUCCUCCCCCCACCCUUUUGCAUCUGGUCACCCUCCAUAUUCAGGGCUUCCCGUAAAUGUGCAGAGCCCCAGCGCCCAUAGAUGUGCACUUUUGGCCCUCCUGGCCCUUAUCUCUCAGCAUCUCCCCCGAGAGCGGCGGCGGAGGUGGAAAAACCCCUCCUCCAGUCACCGCCGGGAUAGCUCAGCCCUGCUGCAACAUCCGCCACCCACUUUUUAAAUUCUUCUUAAAACGGAGGCGAACAACUGCCUGGAAGCUACAUUCUCCCCCCCCCACUCUCUGCACCCCAGCCUUCCCUCAAUCCUGACACCCUCCAGGCAUUGAGGGACUACGAUUCCCAUCAUCCCUGAGCGUAGGCUGUAUGUGUGGGGAGGUCAGUGGGAGCCGGGAGCCCCCGUCAGUGAAGACCACCAACCUAGAUGGCCUUGAAAGAGGAGUGGGGGGGCCUGUAUAACUUUGCAGCCUAGACCGUGGCUGGCUCCCAGUGAUAGAAACUCAAGUACGGUGGUACCUCGGGUUACAGACGCUUCAGGUUACAGACUCCGCUAACCCAGAAAUAGUACCUCAGGUUAAGAACUUUGCUUCAGGAUGAGAACAGAAAUCGUGCUCCAACAGCGCGGCAGCAGCAGGAGGCCCCAUUAGCUAAAGUGGUGCUUCAGGUUAAGAACAGUUUCAGGUUAAGAACGGACCUCCGGAACGAAUUAAAUUCUUAACCCAAGGUACCACUGUAUAUAAGCUAAUUGCAAAAUGGCACCUUGAAUCUAGGUUGUGGUAGCCGCAACAGAAUGUCGAUUUGCCACUGGGGGGGUUGGACUAGAUGAGCGCUGGGGUCCCUUCCAACGCUACGAUUCCAUGAUCUCGACUACAUUGCUUGCCCUUACAACAAUUCACCUGCCCCAAGAAGGAGAAGCAAGCAUAAGGGAAAUGGAAAUGGCAUUAACUAUGAAGCAAGGCAGAGGUUUUUUAAACUGUGGGGAAAAUGCAGAGAAUACUUCACAAAACAGUGCCCUAAAAUACAUACCUGGACUCGUUUUGAUUAAUGUCUGCAGGAGACUUUGUGGCUAUUUAAUUACAAUUAGAAAAAUCUUAAUAAUUAUUCAUAAAGGAAACAGUUUCUAAGAAGUAAAUGAGGAGUCCAGGUACAGGAUAAAGGAAGUCUUUUAUUUGGUUGUUUGUAUUGUUGUAUGUUAUGCUCAUUGUAUGUUAUGUUCAUGUUUAAUGAGGGUGGAUUUGUGUAUUGGGGGUGAGGGGUUUAUGUUGUGUUGUAAAUAAAAUUCCAAUCAAAAUUUAAACAUUAAAAAAUAAAAUAAACUGUGGUAGCCAACCUGGCACCCAGAAAUCUGCAUGUGGUCGCAAUUGGACCUGUGGCAGUAGCAAAACGCUCCUGGCGCCUGGCUAAUUUCUAACACCGCCGGCUACGGGUUCAGCUCCAUUGUCUGCCCCGGGGGUUAUUUAUCGAGCCUCUAAGGGGUUGUUUUGUGUGGAUCACCUAGCCAGCUUGACUUUGAAGUUGGGAACCUUUGGCUCCUUUCAUGGCCAGUCUGAAGAAGUAGCCAAACCCGACAGAUAAGUUCUGAGUAUUUGGCUGGGCAUGGCGACGCUGAACCCCGCAGAGGAGGCAUUCGCCUUGCCCGCUUGGCCAUGCUCCGAGGGGCCCGAAAACGCCCCUGUAAUUUGUUCCCCAUCAGAUGUUGGAGGGUAUCUUUUCUGAAGCCUGGGCUCUGAAAUCUCCCUCCUGGGUGACGGAGGAGACAGCUUUCGAGUGGUUGAGAGGCCGUGGGUGUGAUGAGCCGCGAGGCACGCAAUUCUCACAGACCCCCCCUUGGCCUGCCGCAGCAAAAAACUCUUUUGCUGAAAACAGGAAAAGGUGUCAAACCCCAGAGCUCCCACGUCAAAGGUGCAGGGUGGGGGGGACGGUGGGGGGGGGUUUGCUCCGUAAAGAUCUGGUUUGAGUGUCGCUAGAUUUGUUGCCGAAUCUUCCCCUUGUAGACAGUCUUUCGGCCGACAACGACAGCUUGAUCACACCCAGGGCAUUUGCGAUGGGGAAACUGCCAUCUAGCUCAGCCUUUGAGCCCCACGUUGGACAAAAAAACCCAUGCAUUUUGGAAGUUUGGACUAAAUGACCCUGCUUUGUGAUUCAAUGAUUGUCCACACAGACUUGCAGCAACUGUCCAGGGCAGGCAUAGGCAAACUUGGCCCUCCAGAUGUUUUGGGACUACAGCUCCCAUCAUCCCUACCUAACAGGACCAGUGGUCAGGGAUGAUGGGAGUUGUAGUCCCAAAACAUCUGGAGGGCUGAGUUUGCCUAUGCCUGGUCCAGGGUAUCAGAUAGGAGAUUCCCAGGCCUCCUUGAAGAGCUGAGGAAUGAAUGUAGGGCCUUCUUCUACCACUGAGUCAUGGCCUUUUCCCUAGAAAUAAGCUAAGGUUCUGGUCCUCAAGAUUCUAGAAGAUAGAUUUGAAUAGGAACCCAGGAAGCUGCCUUAGUGAGUCGUCUAGACCGCUGCCCCAUCUAGCUCAGGACUGUCGACACGGGCUGGCAGGGGCUCUCCCGGAUUUCAGGUAGGGGACAUUCCCAGCCCCACCUGGAAAUGCAGGGGAUUGAACCCGGGACCUUCUGCAUGCAAAGCAGGUGCUCUCCCACUGAGCUGGGGCGCUUCCCAGCCUCCCAGGGCUCCUUGCAAUACACCUCCAUCCUGCAUUAUUAAAGGGUGCAGUUGCAAGCUCACAGGUGAGACCGGGCUCAGGGCAAGAUUGCUUCAUCGCCCCAGCCUGAGCCAAAUGGCUGCUGUAUCAGAUCUUGGUGUGUAAACUCUCUGCCAUAGGUGGGGAAAUGAUUCGAGCACAGCAGGUAGCUGGAGUUUGUUUGGAGUGGGGUAAGGCGGCACGACGCACCGCCUUUUAGAUUAGUUCAUGAUCAUCUCCCUUUUUGGGAUGGAUGUGUAAGGCUAGAAUGCCAGCAAGCAUGCACAGAGUGCCUUUCUCUUGGCACCGAUGUCUUACUGGCUUUGCAGGUUUGGGGCCCAAGGACUUCUCAUUUAAAACAAGGCAAACAGAUAUCAGAAUGUGUGGUGGUAAGAAUUCUCAUUUUGAAUGAUGAGAGCCUGAUCUGAAUGCCUGCUCACCCAAGGAAUAAGUGGACUUGUUCAGACUCAGUUUUCCCCACCUGUGAAAUGGAAUCGGCAGUGCUCUGAGUGGAUGUGAUGACUAACCUGGACCAUCAUUUUAAGAUUGUUUCUGAGACAAGCUUUAGUCCUCUGGUUUUUACACCUUUUGGAUACUGGCUUGUUCCUUCAUCUUUGAAAUUCUAGUUCUCGAUUCCUCAUGUUCCACAGCCUUCCAGUCUGGACUACUACUGCUACUACUAUUAUUAGCAAUGAAUCCAGAACAACUUGGGCAAAAACAUCUGAACACAACAUCUCCACAUUCUCUAGUUUCCAUUUCCAUUUUGUCUCUGCCAGCGAGCUGCAAAAGGGCAUGUUAUUUGAAAAAUAAAUACACUGCAGUUCUGAUUUAUCUUUAAAUCUUGCAUCAAAUGCACAGUUAAACCGGAAUAAAUUACCCCAAACCUCUGUCAACCAGGCUAUUUGGAACUGAGCUGGAUAUUCCUGCAUUUGGGCAAUUUUUAUUUACAUUAUUUGGGUUGUUAAAUGUGUACCCUGCCCUAACCUUUUAAAGGGCCCCUACGUACAUUAUUCUGCACCCUGCCCUUUCUGUUAAUCUCACCAACCCUGUAAGGUAGACUAGGCUGAGAGAGGGUAUUGACUGGCUCAAGAUCAACCAGUGAGCCUAGUGGCUGAGUGGGGAUUCGAACCCGGAUCUUCUAUCUCUCUAACCACUAUACAACACUGCCUCUUAAUGAACAAAUGCAUUUCCUGAGCAGUAUUUCCUAAACCUCACAUCCUCUAGGUGCAGAUGUGCUACAACUCCCAUCAUCCCUGACCAUUGACAUUGAUGGGAGAUAUUGUCCAGAACAUCUGGAUGAAGAUUUUGGCGUGCCAAAUUCGCCAAACAGAAAUCUUAUUGAAAGUGAAGUUUACUUUAUCAGCAGUCAACAUUUUAUAACAACUGAAUGCACAUAAAUGCAACUGAAAAUCAGAAUUAAAAUACUAGACACUCAGGCAAUAUUUUCAGUCAAUCCUAAGAAGUCUAUUAAGGAUAGCUGUGCCCAAAACCUUUGCCUCCUGAUCAAUGGUUGACUUAUAGGAACCCUGCAGCUUGGAGGAGGGACCAGGGAGGGACUGUAUUAUGGGAUAUAUUAAACCUUUCCUCACCUCUUCAUAAAAGCUAUAAUAGAGAAGGACAUGCAAAAUAGACUCCGCCUCAACGUUGUUACAGAAGCUGCAUCUGUUGUCCACUGAGGCCACAGUCACACCAUAAGUUAAAAGCACUAUGACGCCGCUUUAAACAGUCAUGGCUUCCCCCAAAGAAUCCUGGGAGCUGUAGUUUGUUACGGGUGCUGUUAGGUCCCCAUUCUCCUCCCAGAACUACAGUUCCCAGAGUGCUUUAAGAAUCAAUCCCGCCUCCCAGGAGCUCUGGCGUUCGCUGAAACACAUAAAAUUCUAGUCCUCAUGAUAAUCUAUGGCAGGGGUAGGCAACCUAAGGCCCGGGGGCCAGAUGCGGCCCAAUCGCCUUCUGAAUCCGGCCCACAGAUGGUCCGGGAAUCAGUGUGUUUUUACAUGAGUAGAAUGUGUGCUUUUAUUUAAAAUGCAUCUCUGGGUUAUUGGUGGGGCAUAGGAAUUCGUUCAAUUCCCCCCCCCCAAAAAAAAUAUAGUCCAGCCCCCCACAUGGUCUGAGGGACGGUGGACCAGCCCACGGCUGAAAAAGGUUGCUGAGCUCCGAUCUAUGGGAACAGCUCUCCUGGGAGACGAUGGGGGUUGAAUUGGAGAUGCGCUGCUCACCGAACCACAUUAUGGGAACAGUGUGAAGGGGACAUGGGGCAAAAUAUAAUAAUGGGAGAAUCAGGGUAUUGCACAAUUGUCCCCAUGUUUUUUUCUCUGUGAAAUAUUAAGCAGAUGGUGAGUUUGGGUCAUAGAUGAUGCAGUUUAGUAGGUCACUCAGGCUAUGGCAUUCAUGGUAUUAUGGGAAUGAUUCUUCCUUGGCAACAUAGGGGAACAUAGACUUAUACCUUGCCUUUGUCUACACUGACUGGUUGGGGAUUGUAUAGGUGUGCCUGCUUUCUAUUUGUUUUGGGCUGGGCGUGGGCAUUUUGACUUUUGCUCAGGGGGUGUUCCUUUCAAAUGGGUGUUUUGCAGUUCCUCCCACUUCUCUCUAUGUCCCUUCCCCUCAAAACUUUGGGGACCCCCAGUGUUGCACCUCGAAGCUGCCCCGUUUUCUUAUCUCAAACAACACCGGGCAUGUUGCCUGUGGUUUCUGCAGCGUGGUGACGCUCUUGACAUGCUCAAAGGCACUCUCCGUAGCAUGUAUGGAUGUGCAGGCGAUAAAAGUGGGUUGUGCUCACCCUGACUAUACAAUGCUUGUAGAGGGGAUUCUGGGUACUGAACAUGCAUUUAUUUACGUACCGGUGUGAGGAACCUGUCGCCCUCUAGAAGCCAGCAAUAGCCCCCCCCCCAUGAAUUUGUCUAAUCCUCUUUUAAAGCCAUCCAAUUUGGUGGCCGCCUCUGCCUCCUGUGGCAGGGAGUUCCGUAGAUUAACACCGCUGCAGUUAAAGUAAAAAGUCCCAAACGCUACCACUCAUUUCUUUUUUUUUCUUUUUAAAAAAUAUUUUAUUAAGGAUUUUCUUGUUUUACAGAAGUGUAGUGCCUCGUAUUUUUUUUUUCUUCAUGUAACAUUAUUACAAAUCCGUUUCAUUUGUUGAGGCAUUAGGGGGAGAAGAAAAAAGAAAAGAAAAAAGAAAGGGGGGGUGGAGAGAGGGAAGAUGGAUAGGGAUGGGGUCGGGUGGCGGUGUUUCUAUUAUGUUUAAUGUAUGUAGAGUUUGGGGUCAGCGUUGCUUGUGUUGUUCACUUGUGUUCCUUUGGUGGUGAGAGAGGUUGGGGUUGGCCUAGGGUGUGAUUGUUUGCUUGUGAUUGGCUGUGGUGAUCUUUGUUUUCGUGUGUGAGUGAGGUGGGUGGGUGUUUUGGAUCAGGUUAGCCAUAUUGAUUUGUAUGCUGUUGGGAGAUUAUUGUCAUUGUCCUGUUGGGCUGUGUAUGUGAUAAAGGGGAGCCAUACCGGGGUGAAGGCGUCUUCUUCUGUUUGUCCCCGUGUCAGUUUCAGUUUAUUAGUUAAUUUUUCUAGUAGGGCUGUUUCCCAUACUAUUUGGUACCAUUGGUCCAUGCUUACUCCUGACAGGUCUCUCCAGUGUCUGGUUAUGGUGUUUCUGGCUGCUGAGAGGAGGUGGGUUAUGAGUUCUUUGUGGUGUAAAUGGGCAUUGUUGUCUUGGAAGAUGUUUAGUAGGGCCAAUUCUGGGGUGAUGUCUAUUACUUGCUUAGUUAUUUUACAUAUUUCUUGUAUGGCUGUUGUCCAGAAUAGUUGGAUUUUGGGACACUCCCACCACAUGUGGAGGUAUGUGCCUGUGGAGGUGCACCCUCUCCAGCAUUUUGGUGAGGUUCCUGGGUGUAUUAGCGCUAGUUUCCUUGGUGUUAGGUACCACCUGUAGGUGAGUUUCAGUGUGAGUUCUUUUCUUUUCGUUGAUAUGGAUUUAAAGGGGGGUUUGGACCACAUUCUGGUCCAUUGAGUGGGGUUAAUCUCAUAGCCUAUGUCAUUCUCCCAUUGUUUUUUGAUUGCGUCUAGGGGAUUUGCGGGAUUUUGGAGUAGUAUUUUGUAUAUUGCGGAUACAAUCCCUUUACCGUUUCCCUUUGUUGUUAGGAGGAGGUUUUCGAAGGUUGUCAGGGGCCUAGUUGCUGCUGAUUUUGCUACCACUCAUUUCUGAUGCUUUCUUGUUUUUCUCCUCUCAGGGGGCUCAGUAGGAGGGUCUUCCCCUCUGGCAGUCUUUGCAAGAACCCUGAGAGGUAGGUUAGGCAGAGCAAGGGGAGCCAACCCAAUGUCACACUUUGGGGGUGAAUAGAGGAUUUGACUUUGCACUGGCUCUGCCGCGGAUACAGAGUUCUGCCCUCCUUCUGCUUUUCCUGAUAAAAGCUCCAUGCUUUCAAUGCCUAGCAGGCAGCAGUGCACCAGGUGAAGCUUUCCCAGAAAUGGCUGCACCAGUUGAAUUUCUGCCCGCUGUGCAGUUUUUAGAGCCCUCUGCCCGCAAAGCCCUUAUAGCUGAUUGCGUCUGGACCCUGCCAGUCUCCCCUCAGCUCCCUUCCGAACCCUGAUGGCUUCUGCCUGUGCCACAACCACCACCUCUAAUCCCAGCCGAUUGCUCCUCCUGCUAAUCCCUCCUAAUCUGAUUGGCGUUUGUCAGGGUUUGUCAACCCAGAGGGGCAUGAUGGCUUAAUUGCAGCUCAGCCCGUCCCUCUGCCUCCCACCUGUGCCCGCAGGGGCAGGUGGAGAAGGCCUCGUGGGUAAUCUCAGGACUCCUGGGUUCUAUUCCCAGCCCUGGGAGGGGAGGGAAAUCGAGAGCGGAGGUUUCUGUGUUCUCAGCAGAGGCUUGCUGCCUUGUUUUGUUCCCCCUGCUGUUUUGCAGCAGCAGAAGCCAGGCAGAAAUUCCACAGGCAAAGUGCUGUUUGGUCACCUUUCUCUGCAGUGGGAAGGGCUGUGCAGCUGCUCAGUUUGUUUUCCUGCACAGCAGCCAGGCAGAAAUCCAACAGGAAAAACACAGCUCUCACCUGAUCCCUGCUGCUCAAUUUCUGCCCUCUUUCACAGCAGCCAGGCAGAAACUCGUCAGGUGAAGUGCCACACAGACACUGCGUGCAGCAGGUGACCUGCGACUGCUCAGCUUCUGCUGCCCUUUAGAGCUGUCAGACAGAAAUUCAACAGGAAAGGCUCUUUCUCUCUCUCUCUCACACACACACGCAAUAUUCACUGUGCAGGGAAGAUCGCGUCAAUGUCUGCCUGACAUCGUGACAUCCUGCGGGGAAGGGGGCAAAGGCAGUAGCACUUAGACACGAGGAAUGGGAGCACGAGGCUUGGGCUGGGGGGCGGGGAGAGGGCCGGGCGUGCAGUGUGGGAAAGGAGUGGGGCGCUGGGAGGGCCAGGGCGGCUGCUAGCUGGGACUUGGAGAGACCGCGGAGAGGAGACCGAGCAAGGCCUGUCCUGGGCAUUUUGCCCCAUUGCGCCCCUCCCUGAGGGAACGCAAUCAAAGCCAGCCUCUCUCUCUCUUUUUCUUUCUUUCUUUCUUUCUUUCUUUCUUUCUUUCUUUCUCUCUCUCUCUCUCUCUCCCCUCGCUCCUCCAUGCCAGGCAGGGGCUGGCAAAGUUCUGGCUGAGCUGGCAUCCCCCCGGGCGUUGCCAUGACGCGGACCGCGCCCAGCUCCUGGGUCAGAGUGCUCCUCCAGGAAGAAAAACCACGCCUGCCUGGCAGGUCCCUAUCCGUCGUCCCCCCCCCACCCUCCAAGCCUUCCCACCGCCACUCUUCUCCUCCUCCCCGCAGAGCCAGCCUGCCCGCCUGCCCAUCCCCUUGCCCGGCCGGUUGAGCCUGCUUGGCAGAGAGGGGAGCGGCUGCCCCUGCUUGGAGCCCGUCCCCUUCCCACCCACCCCUGCCCCGUCGAAGGCAAACACACAGCCCAGCUGGCUGGCACCCAAAGCGGGCAGGGAGCGGCCACAAGGCAGCCCCGUUCCGACUUCCGAGAACAAGGCGAGGCACGACGACGAGUCUCUCUCUCUCCCCCCCCCCCCAUACCCCACCAUCUUUGCCCAGCUGGCACCCAGGUUAUCUGGGAGAACAGGAUGCAGCAGGGGGAACAUUAUUAGAGGGUGCCGGAGGGAGUUUAGGAUUAUUUUACUUUCCUUUGUAUAGCACGUUUUUAUCCAAGCAGCCUAAGGUAGCAUACGUUGCUCCCCCCCCCCCACUUCCCACAACAACCAUGCAAGGCAGUUUAGGCUUUGAAGCAGUGACUGGCUCUGAAGAGCACCCAGUGAGCUUCGUGAAAUUCGAACCCGGGUCCCUCCCGGGUCCUAGUUCCAACAAGUUGGAAUUCGAACCCGGGUCCCUGCCGGGUCCUAGUCUGACGCUCUCGCCACUACUGGCUCUCUCUUAAAAACUGACUUCUUUUAAAUGGUAUUGGGUAGGGGGCGAACUAACCUUUUCAUACCAGUUUCUCAUUUCUACCACUGUUUGAUUUUUUGUUUUCCCCAGAAAAUGAAAAUUCGUUCAGUGUGAAUUUUUCCUACUGUACCCAUUUUUCGUACGCAGUUUGCCAGAGAGGCAUGUCUGGGUAGGGUGUUUUCACGAAUACAUGCAGUAAAAGUACAAUUUACCCUCAACAGUGUUUGCACCAUCAUCCUUUCCCAUGCCCCAGAAGUUGUUGGACUACAACUCCCAUCAUCCUUGACCACUGCCUGAGCUGGCUGUGGACAAUGGGAGUUGUAGUCCAACAUCAGCUUGGGGAGGAGCCAAAGCUGAAGAAGGCCAUGGCCUAGAAUAUGCUGGAGAAACUGCAUCAUAAAAUUCAGAAGAGUGCAAAUUUCGAAGGCGGGCUGUGUUUCAGUUCUCGCAUCAUUUUGGAAAUUGCAAAAAUUAGGUAAAGGUAAAGGGACCCCUGACUGUUAGGUCCAGUCGCGGCCGACUCUGGGGUUGCGGCGCUCAUCUCGCUUUAUUGGCCGAGGGAGCCGGCGUACAGCUUCCGGGUCAUGUGGCCAGCAUGACUAAGCCGCUUCUGGCGAACCAGAGCAGCUCACGGAAACGCCGUUUGCCUUCCCGCUGGAGCGGUACCUCUUUAUCUACUUGCACUUUGACGUGCUUUCAAACUGCUAGGUUGGCAGGAGCAGGGACUGAGCAACAGGAGCUCACCCCGUCACGGGGAUUUGAACCGCCGACCUUCUGAUCGGCAAGCCCUAGGCUCUGUGGUUUAACCCACAGCGCCACUGCCUUAAAAUGUGAACUGGAUCGAAAUGUUCCCCCUUUCCUGGGGAACUGCACCUGGGACCUCACCUACAGCACUAAGGAUCUUUAUAGUUCUACUGGAAGUUUCUAGACUCCUGUCAGGCCCCAGUCAGCAUGACUACAGGUUCAGGGAAUGAUGGGAGUUGUAGUCCAGCAACUUCUGGAGGGCCACAGGCCCCCCCUCUCCUGUCCUGGACCGUGUCACAACCUAUCAGGGAUCCCAUAUGAAAUGAUUCCAGCACGGCCUACCCCUGAUCUGUACUCUGGCGCAUAGAAACGGCAGUCUUCCUAAGCACAUACAACAUGCAAUCGGAAUUUCUACCUGGGAAGCGCCACGCAGCCUUGUUAGGAACAUCUAGGGCAGCCAAUGCCCUCCAGAGGUUGGGAGCUGUCAUUCACAACCUCUGGAGGCCAGGAAGCCGGUCUAGGGAACGGCUUGGCUGAAGAGGCUAUGCUGAGGGCCACAUUCCCUUUGUGGGGGGGGGGCACAUGCCAGCGGUGGGCGGGGCCAGAGGUAAAACACCCGGAAAGAGCAACAGAUGUGAUUUGCCUGGAGAAAAAGCGCUGUUUUGUGGAGGGAAAGCGUGGCACGAAAUUGUGCCAGGGCACAGCAACCAAAAUGACAGCCAUGCUCUCUCGAUAAAUAAUAAUAAUAAUAAUUUAUUAUUUAUACCCCACCCAUGUGGCUGGGUUUCCCCAGCCACUCUGGGCGGCUUCCAACAAAACACUAAAAUACAAUAACCUAUUAAACAUUAAAAGCUUCCCUAAAGAGGGCUGCCUUCAGAUGUCUUCUAAAAGUUUGGUAGUUAGUUUUCUCUUUGACAUCUGGUGGGAGGGCGUGCUACAGGGUGGGUGCCACUACCGAGAAGGCCCUCUGCCUGGUUCCCUGUAGCUUUGCUUCUCGCAAUGAGGGAACCGCCAGAAGGCCCUCAGCGCUGGACCUCAGUGUCCGGGCGGAACAAUUGGGAUGGAGAAGCUCCUUCAGAUAUACAGGACCGAGGCCGUUUAGGGCUUGAAAGGUCAGCACCAGCACUUUGAAUUGUGCUCGGAAACAUACUGGGAGCAAGUGUAAGUCUUUCAGGACCGGUGUUAUAUGGUCUCAGCGGCCGCUCCUGGUCACCAGUCUAGCUGCCGCAUUCUGGAUUAGUUGUAGUUUCCAGGUCAAAAAACGGGAAGAUAGUACGUCUGGGAAGAUGGCGUCCUCGAUUUUGCCUUCAGAUUGUUGGAGGGUAUGGGCUGCUUCCCACCCACCACAUUCCUCUCUCUCUCUUGCUAAAUCCAGGGCAGCCCGAGGCAUGAUGGGAGUCCAAGGUUGCAUCCCAGCCAGCAAGGGCAUGAAGGCAGGGUCCGCGAGGGGCGUGGCCUAGGGAGAGAGUUCCAGGGGCCAGACACACAGGCCUUAAGGGCCGCCUGAGCCCUCUCCCCCUCCUUCCCCCUGCAGCUUUCGCUCUGGGUCUUCUCUCUCUCUCUUUGGGCGCCCCGAGAGUGGAGGGUUUGAGGCUCUCAAAUGCCAUGGGUCGUGGGCGGCAGGAGGGAACUGCCCUAUCUUUCCUAGGAAUCUGCCUCUAACCCUGUCUCUAUCAGGCCCCUGAUCUCCUUUGCACCGUCUGGGGGCGAGGGACUUCCUCCCGCUCUGAGAAGAAGUCAGUGCUGUGCUCUCUCAGAGUCUGCACACUUCCUUUCCGUGUGUGUCUGUUCUUUUCUGAGUUUCUUCACAUACAUCUGCCAUCUUCCCUGAAGGAGGCCUGGGUUUUAUUGCUUUAUUUAAUUGAAGCUUCUACGUUGUCUUCUCUCUCCUCCCCCAUUCAGUAGAGAACGUAAGACUCUUAAUCUUAGGGUGGUGGGUUCGAGUCCCGUGUCGGGCCAAAAAAUUCCUGCAUUGCAGGGGGUUGGUCUAGAUGACCCUGGAGAUCCCUUCUGCUAUUCCGUGAUUCUGUGAUAAAGGUUCUAAGAGCAGCUUACGUAAGAUCAGUUAAGAAAACGACAACUGCAAUGCUUGCGCUCUGAAAGACAUGGCACGAAAGGAAAAGGCAUGGGGAAGGAAGAGGAAAGCGAGCAAAACACAACCCCUUUUUGAUUUAGGCUUGGAGGGGAGGCAGGCGGGAAAGGUGAGUCCUGCACUAAGAAGGCCUUUCUUCAAACCUCGCCUCCAUCUUGGAGGUGCAGCUGUCGCGGCCCUCCCUCUUGGCCACAAAGCUCACUGUGGGUGACCUAGGCCCAGCCACUGCUGUUCAGCCUAACCUAUCUCACUGGGUUAUUUUGGGGAUCAGUUUGAGGAGGAGAACCAUGUAUACCACCUGGGGGAAAUGGUGGGGUUUAAAUGCAAGAAAUGUAUAAAUGGUAAGAACUGAAAGCGAUCAUUUCCCGCUUUUAGUUUCUUUAGCUCCUUUCCUGGAUUGUCAGUUUCCUACAGAGACAAUGUGUGCAGUUGGUGAAUCUUUGGGCAGAUCAAGAGUGAAAUAGUCUCUGAUGUUGAAUGACGAAAUACAUAGGAUCUUGGCGAGUGAUUUAGUGAGGAACCUGCAACAUCGCCUCAUAAACACCUCAACAGACCCAGUUUCGGAUUUUCUACAAAUUAGCACACUCUUCAGACCCUAUUUAACCAAGCCCAAUGCCACUAACUGCACACAGGGAAAUCAGCGAGGCUGGUUCAGUGGGCAAUGCGAGGAUGCAAAAAAAGAUCUGCUAAGGGCUAUUAGAAUAAACUUUCCGAAAUUAACAAGGGAAAUAAUGGGAUGGAGCAGAGCAGCGUAUAAACAGGACUAACGCAACCCUCUGUUAGCCUUAGUAAAUGAUUGCGAGUUUAAGGAAUUGAUUGCAUCUUGAAGGAUUAAUUGAUCAAAACUUCUCAAAAUAAAUGAUUGUCCGUCCCCAAACACCUUGCUUUGAAUGGCUUUUAAAUACAAAACCUAAAUGCUGCCUGUAUUGGCUGGUUCUAACAUCCCUGCUCUUUCCCCCCUGUUCUUGCAGGUGAGGCAAUGGGAAGCCCUGAAGACGACUUGAUUGGGAUCCCUUUCCCAGAACACAGCAGCGACCUGCUGGGCAGCCUCAACGAGCAGCGCCGGAGGGGCGUUCUCUGCGACGUGACCUUGCGGGCCCAGGGAUCGGAGUACCGGACCCACCGGGCCGUGCUGGCAGCCUCCAGCCGCUACUUCCGGCGGCUCUUCGCGGGGCCCGGCAUGGGUGUCUGCGAGCUGGAUUUCGUGGGGGCCGAGGCGCUGGGCGCCCUGCUGGACUUUGCCUACACUGCCACCCUGACCAUCAGCACGGGCAGCCUGGCAGAGGUGCUGCGAGCCGCCCGGCUCCUAGAGAUCCCCUGCGUCAUCAAGGCCUGCGUCGAGAUCCUGCAGGGAAACGGCUUGGAAGCGCCCGUCCCCGAUGACGCCGCCCGCGAGCGCGCCCACCGCUACCUGGAGGCCUUUGCCACCCUUCCCAACGCCGAGGGCGACCUGCCCGAGCCGCCCAUCUACCCGGCCCCCCGCCGCAGCAAGAAGAUCCGCAAAUUCCUGCAGGCCAAGGGCUCCCGCCUCAACAACCACCUCGGCGAGUUGUCGCCCUCGCCGUCCCCCUCGUCGACGGGGACGCAGGAGCGGCCGAGCCCCCCCAGUCAGGCCUCUCCAGCACCAGUCCUCGCGCACCCCCACGAGGACGAGGUGCUGGCGCCCUCUCGCGCCUUCCCGUACGCCCCCGGCCUCUCGCCGGAAGACCUGGGCUCGGACGAAGAGCCCACCGAACACGACAUCAUGUCCUACAUGCGGGCCCUCAACCCGGAAGGGCCGUCCCUGGGCCUGGACCCCCCGGACAAGCUGGUGCGCAAGCGGCGCUCACAGAUGCCCCAGGAGUGCCCCGUCUGCCACAAGGUCAUCCACGGUGCAGGCAAGCUGCCUCGCCACAUGCGCACCCACACCGGGGAGAAGCCCUUCGCCUGCGAGGUCUGCGGGGUCCGCUUCACGCGGUGAGCCUUUCCCCCCUUUCUUUCGAAACUGGCUCGCUCUGCCCACUGCGGCCUGGCUUGAUGCCAGCAGCAGGACGAGGCAGGUGCGAGAGAACAGACUGUACCACAUGGGAGUGUAGGGGUGUGUGAAAAUACCACAACUUCCUUCUUUUGAUGUUGGCCAUGUUGUUGAAAACACAGCUCCUUGCAAAGGAGGAGGAAAAGGUUCUAGAUCAGAGGGGAAGGGGGCUCUUUUGUCCGAAGGCCCCAUUGCUUUGCAGGGAACCUUCUGGGGGCUGGCAUGCCCAUGGGUAGAUACAGCGAGAGGCAUUGAGCGGGUGGAGUUAAUGGAUGCGACUCUGGAUCUUUGUUCGGGAGGCUACAUCCGAGGUUUAUUUUUAUAUGCGCACAACCUACCCCUCUCCAUCCAGACAUUCCAAAUUUCCAGGGAAAAGGGGAUCGGUUGUUAAACCACUCAGGGGGAGGAACGGGUGUGUGUCCCUAACAGCUCCGUUGGUAUAGCAUGAGACUCUUAAUCUCACGCUAGGCAAAAGACUCCUGCAUUUCGGGGUCUGGUUCAGCAAGCUGUUCUUACGUUCUUAUGUUCCCCAGUAUCCCAGCUGCAUGGGAAGCAAAUCUCCAGACUACGUGAAAAAGGCUGAUUAUUCAGCUCCUCCUUGGCAACAUGGUCCCUUCCGACUCUGCAAUUCUAUGACUCUAAGAUCUCUCAGCACUCCUAGCAAACUACACUUCCCAUGAUUCUUUGGGGGAAGCCACAGCUGUUUAAAGUGGUAUCAUAGUGCUUUAAAUGGCUAGUGCAGAUGGGGCCUAAGGCAAAACCUUAUCACUCCCAUUUCUGCUGAAAAGCUGGCCCCAGCUUCCUUCCUUUUUGUUUGUAAAUGGGCCAUUGGUCACCCUCCGAGAAGACCCAUUGAAAUUGGUGGGCUUAAGUGACUCAGGCUUCUACUGAAUCCAGCCCAGUGUUUUUUUUAAGCCAUGCUGGCUUGGUUUUAUUAUAAUUAUAGAAUCUGUAGAGUUGGAAGGGGCCAUGAGGGAUAUCUGGUCCAAUUCCCUACAGUGCUGGAAUAAUUUUGCACAACAUGGGACUCAAACCCACGACCCAGAUGUCUUACUUGGUUCCCCCCCCCCCGAGCUGUGCAGAAGGGGGGACAGAAGUUUAAAAUAAACAGUACCUUUUAAUCCUGUACAAAGUGGUGCUCCCUCUGCUAGAACUGUCAGCAGCGAAGAGACAGGUGAAGAGACAGGCAGUGAGGACUGUUCCAUCUGUAGCAGUCAAGGGAGCCUGCCUAUAGCCAAACUUCAAAGAGGCUUCUCCUUUCCUAGAGCUCCCUCUAGAGGCCAUUCUGCAUUUAUCUAACUGAGCAAUUACUGCGGGCGGGGGGGGGGGGUUGUACCCCAUUUGCCACCAGCCCCUGCUAGCAAGGCCAAUGCUCAGGCACUGCGAUUUUUGCAUAGUGCACAGACACACAAAUCAUGAUUUGCAAUAUAUCAUAUCCUUCAACAUUUCUCUGAUGAAAAUAGGGAUUUAUUAUUAUUAUUAUUGUUAUUAUUAUUAUUAUUAUUACUACAGUGGUACCUCGGGUUAAGUACUUAAUUCGUUCCGGAGGUCCGUUCUUAACCUGAAACUGUUCUUAAUCUGAAGCACCACUUUAGCUAAUGGUGUCUCCCGCUGCUGGAGCACAAUUUCUGUUCUCAUCCUGAAGCAAAGUUCUUAACCUGAAGCACUAUUUCUGGGUUAGCGGAGUCUGUAACCUGAAGCGUAUGUAACCCGAGGUACCACUGUACUUACUAUUUAUACCCCACCCAUCUGACUAUGAUGCCCCAACCACUCUGGGCAACAUAUAAGAAAACAUAAUAAAACAUUAAACGUUUUUAAACUAUACAGGUCUGCUUUUACAUGGCCCGGGGGUUGGAUAACUCCAUAUCCUCUUUUAACAUUUCUCCAGUGAAAAUAGGGACUUCCUAAGGAAAAGCAGGAUGUUCUGGAAUCAAAUCAGAAACCAGGAUGGCUUCUUGUAAAUCUGGGACUGUCCUUGGAAAAUAGGGUCUGAUAUAUUGCCAGGUCAAAAAUUAUGAAACAGUAUCACAAUGUAGAGGGACGCGGGUGGCGCUGUGGGUAAAACCACAGUGCCUAGGGCUUGCCGAUCGUAUGGUCGGCGGUUCGAAUCCCCGCGGCGGGGUGAGCUCCCGUCGUUCGGUCCCAGCUCCUGCCCACCUAGCAGUUCGAAAGCACCCCUAAGUGCAAGUAGAUAAAUAGGUACCGCUUUAUAGCGGGAAGGUAAACGGCGUUUCCGUGUGCUGCGCGGGGGCCAGCAGCUUUGUCACGCUGGCCACGUGACCCGGAAGUGUCUCCGGACAGCGCUGGCCCCCGGCCUCUUAAGUGAGAUGGGCGCACAACCCUAGAGUCGGACACGACUGGCCCGUACGGGCAGGGCUACCUUUACCUUUACCUAUCACAAUGUGGACUUCAAACCAGUUUCGGACAAUAAAUCGCCCAACCUUAAUUCUGUGUGGUCCGCUGGGUUCCUCUCCAUUUCAUAAGGACUAGCUGCCCUCUUGUUUGAAACGGAGGUUGACCACAAGCAAGGAAGAUGCUGCUGGGCCGCAGGCAUAGGUUUCCCUCAGCUCUUGCUGACGCAAAUCUCCUGUCUCCCCCCUUUCCCCCUCGCAGGAACGACAAGCUGAAGAUCCACAUGCGCAAGCACACGGGAGAGCGCCCCUACUCGUGUCCGCACUGCACGGCCCGCUUCCUGCACAGCUACGACCUGAAGAACCACCUGCACCUGCACACGGGCGCCCGUCCCUACGAGUGCUGCCUAUGCCACAAGGCCUUCGCCAAAGACGACCACCUGCAGCGCCACCUCAAAGGCCAGAACUGCCUGGAGGUGCGCACCAGGCGCCGGCGCCGUGGUCCCGAUCCCGAGCCCAACUCCUUGCCCGCCGCGGGGACACCCUUGGCCGACCACGACUUGGCCAACGGGCUGACGGAUGAGCAGUGCCUCUCGCUCGCCCGCGGCUACUGGGAUCCGGCCCGCGCCCAGCAAGCCCUGUCUCCUCACAUCAAAGAAGAGGAGGACGAGGACGAGGAUGAGCAGGAAGGCCGCGAGGAGGGAAUGGCGACGGACGACGGGCCGGCGGCGGAGGCAGAAACGGCGUAGGGGCCCCCCUCCCCGAGACUAGGCCUCAGGCCUUCUUUGCUUUGGCCGUUGCCACGGCGACUCCGGGGACUAGGCCGUGGUCCAGGCCGAGAUGCACUAUUCCCCCACCCUUUCUGUUGCCGCGGCAACGGAGACGAGAUGCACUAUGACCCGCCCCUUCCUGGCGCACUGAUUUGGUGCCUUUAGCGACCCCUCAAAGGGGUACGGGGCAGUUAUGAACCAAAGCAGGUGGGGUUGGGGUGGUGGGAGGGCAGAAAAGCAAGGGAGAGGGUUCAUAUGCUCAGGAUCAAUGAAAUAAGCAAUUAAAUAGGGGUAGUGCUAUUUGGGGGGGGUGGCGUGGGAGGGAAUCCUGAUUUUUUUUUUCUCCUAAGAAAACAUGAGAUUUAUAUAACUUUGGGAAGGGGGGAGUGGUUGGUGGCCCCCAGACCCUGCACUUUUGGGGGGUGCUCUGACCCCCAUGUUUGGGAGGCUAGGAGGGGAUGACUAGAUUUAUUUAUUUUUCUUAAGGCGAGGAUGUCAGGUUGAGGAGCUUUUGAGGAGUGUGCCAGGUUUCCUGGGUUUGAUCCCUGCCUCUGGCUUUCCAGAGAAUUUUAUUUCUGAGGAGGCAGAAGAGAGAAAAGAAGAUCUUUCUAUUAUUCCGGGCCCUGAGACUGGAAGCUGCUUUUUGAGAGAGGGGGGUGAGUGGGAGGCCCACAACCUUUUCUUUGCAUGGUGGGGAAAGGAAAGCAGGGGGUGUUUUUUCCACACCACCCAAGGCCGGUGCCUGCACCCUAUAUCGACAGCACCUCCUUUUUUGCACAGAGAGCCCCGCUCGGCCCUCAAUGCUUCCUGGUGGCGUCCUUGCACAGUGCAAUGGGCUGGUCCCAGCAGCAACCCGUCGUCGUCCCCAGUUUGUUCGUUUGGGGUAGGAAGAUGCCCCCAAAACAAGGCUUCUGACCCACAUUCCUAUAGCUCUUCCACACCAAGACCCAGAACUCCUUGCAAGAAGAUAGGUUUUAGCACUUGGCGGGGGACGGACCAUCAACUUGGGGUCUCCCCCCCCCCAUAAAAACCCUCCCCACAGAAGUUUCAUUCCACAGCAACAGGUGUCAGGUGGACUUUUCCACAAAAAGGCAACGACCCCGUUGUGUUGACACCCCCCACCCCACUUGUAAUUUUCCUCCUCCACCAUUGCACUAGGGUUUUUGCCUGCGAUUUGAGGACGGGAAGGAUUCGGGACUGGCACACUCCUCAAUGGUGGUUAGGGGUCAGGUCUAACUUGUUGCCCCUCACCCCCAUUUGCACAUUCCUUAGAUUUCCAGGGGGCCCCCCUCACCUCUCUGGAGGGGGCAAAACAGCCGGUGGGUUGGGUUGGAGAGAGGCGGCGUCUGGGGAGCGCAGGGAAAAGUCCGUCCCUAGAGUAUUAGCACAGAGUUUAAUCUAUAUUUAAGAGAUGAUGUAAUAUAUUAUUCCCCCCUCCCCAAACUCUGCUUUCCCUUCCCCCCAACCCUGUCCCAAUUCCCCCCACCCUCCCCGCAGGUGUUUUUUGGGGGAGCCUCCCGUCGGGUGAAAAGAGGGAGGGCAGGUCUGGUGAGAGCCCCAUGUCAUCUUCCCUGACUUUUUUUUAAAAAGUGCCUGUAUGUUUAAACUUGAAUUUCUAGCUACUUGAAGUGCAAAAAACCCCCGCUUGUUCCACCUUACCCUGCAAUACCUCAGCUACACCUCACCCUGUCUUCCCUGUCUUGAAGACCCCCCUCCUCUUAGACUUUUCCUGCAGCAGCGAUUUGGUGAUGGGGUGUGGGGGGGAACAGCUGGAGAUGAAUGAAAAUACCACCCUCCUCAUUGCCUUUCUCUGGGAACGCUAGCAAAAAUGUGCAUAUUUUCCUGGAUGGCUGUGGGGGUGGGUAUGUGGAAAAGAGGGAUGGGGUGUUCACCUCCCCGCCAUUUCAUUUGGUGUUGUUGUUUUUUUAAUUAUUAUUAAUGUGCUGGUAUUCCCGGUGUCCGUUGAGGCUGCUUGACAAUAAAAAAGGAAAGCAGGGGAAAUUUUGGGCUUGCGUUGGUGUCUGUAGGGGGGUGGGCCUUGCCUUCAUGGACAAAAAUUCUCCCAGAAAAGGUGGAGCGAGGUGGCUUGCCUUACCUGCUGCGUGCGACACAAGGGUUUACAUUACCUGUGCCAGGAGGUGCCACUAGGCCGGCUGACACAUUGUGCGUGUGGGUGUUUUUUUCUUUAAAAAUAUGUUUAGGGGUACUCUCAUUUUGACUCAAGUAAGUCACCAUUUUGUAGUUCAAAUUGGGGGAAAUAAAUACAGUAAAUGGAUG
This is a messenger RNA of Podarcis lilfordi (Lilford's wall lizard), 55648 nucleotides long. Lineage: Eukaryota; Metazoa; Chordata; Lepidosauria; Squamata; Lacertidae. The record is from the annotation of a GenBank genome assembly.